Molecule: messenger RNA, 58792 nt
Organism: Pelobates cultripes (western spadefoot toad)
Lineage: Eukaryota; Metazoa; Chordata; Amphibia; Anura; Pelobatidae
Source: the annotation of a GenBank genome assembly
CCCCGCCGCCCGUUGCUUGGUAACCGCCCGGGGAUGGUGCCUGCGGCCUUUAAACUCAACCUGCACUCCCGGGAGUGAACACUCAGCCUCCUCUCCCCCGCCUGGCCUGGAGCGAGCACUCAGCCUGACCUCUUCCACCCCGGGGCAGACACCAAACUAAAGGUGAGUCCCCCCUCCCCCCAACAUGGAGACUGAUACUGGGGGUCCCCCCCAACAUGGAGACUGAUACUGGGGGUCCCCCUCCCCAACAUGGAGACUGAUACUGGGGGUCCCCCUCCCCAACAUGGAGACUGAUACUGGGGGUCCCCCCCUCCCCCCCCAACAUGGAGACUGAUACUGGGGGUCCCCCCUUCCCGAUGGAGACUGAUACUGGGGGUCUCCUUCCUCCAACAUGGAGACUGGGGGUCUCCCUCCUCCAACAUGGAGACUGGGGGUCUCCCCCUCUUAUAGUGUGUGUGGAUAUUGGGGGGUUCUCCCCAUCUUAUAGUGUGUGUGUGGAUAUUGGGGGUGGCUUCCCAUCUUAUAUAGUGUGUGUGUGGAUAUUGGGGGCUCCCAUCUUAUAGUGUGUGUGUGGAUAUUGGGGUUCUCCCCAUCUUAUAGUGUGUGUGGAUAUUGGGGCCUCCCAUCUUAUAGUGUGUGUGGAUAUUGGGGGUUCUCCCAUCUUAUAGUGUGUGUGUGGAUAUUGGGGGCUCUCCCAUCUUAUAGUGUGUGUGUGGAUAUUGGGGGUUCUCCCAUCUUAUAUGUGUGUGGAUAUUGGGGGUCUCCCAUCUUAUAGUGUGUGUGGAUAUUGGGGGUCUCCCCAUCUUAUAAAGUGUGUGUGGAUAUUGGCCCCCAUCUUAUGGGUGUGUGUGGAUAUUGGGGGUCUCCAUCUUAUAGUGUGUGUGGAUAUUGGGGGUCUCCCCAUCUUAGAGUGUGUGGAUAUUGGGGUCUCCCCCUCUUGUGUGUGUGUGGAUAUUGGGGUCUCCCCCUCUUAUUGUGUGUGUGUGUGUGUGUGUGUGGAUAUUGGGGUCUCCCCCUCUUAUUGUGUGUGUGGAUAUUGGGGUCUCCCCCUCUUAUAGUGUGUGUGUGUGGAUAUUGGGUGUGGCGAAACCAACCUCGCCACUGUGCACUGGAGAAGCCUGGUUGCUCGCCUGCAGCCUUUGGACUAUGGCCCCAUGUUAAGACAUCUUUUUUCCCUGCAGAAAAUACUUAUUCGUGCUUUUCUGCAGGGUGUUCGGUAGAUUUGUUUGAGUAUGUUGUGCCCCAGAUAGGAGCCCAUUCGCAUGAAACUGACUGUGUUAAAGACUUUGGCUCCAUGGCGAUUACACUGUAUUCGUGUGGUCUGAGCACCAUUCGCUUAAUAAUGUGCGCUCAGACCUGAGCUAUCUGGGGAUAUGUAGAACGUAUGUUUUAUGUACUGAAUGUAACUUUAGGUAAUUUUAUGUCUUUUACUGUUUGUUUUCUGCCAUGUGGUUAAUGGAGUUUUGCCUCUGUCUUUGGAGAUAAUUGAAUUACUUCUCAAUUAUCUCCAGAGCAGAGAGGAGGGAUUGUGAUGCAUUGUGGGAUGGUUGAAAUGUGUAAGUCUGUGAUUGGUCCUUUUACCCUUUGUGUCCCAGUCUCCCAUUUGGUCCACUAGGGGAGUGUCCACCAGGUGGGAGACCUGCAUAAAAGCCGGGCAGUUAGCCCCAGUAAAUCAGUUCCUGCUUAACCCUCAAAGUGAAGUGUCGUCUCAUUAUUGGGGGAGGAUUUACUGUAUGCUGUUAGAGACUGAUUGCCAGGAGUGUAAGCUGCUUGGGGGCUUUUCCUGUUUGUCUGCUGGCAGUUAUUCGUGUGUCUCCAGUUCGGGAGUUUCGAGUAUUCCCUUGGUAUGCAGUUCGGAAGUUGGUGAAUUCGUGGGUUUGCAGUUCAGGAGAUUGGUGCUUGCAGUAGCUGUCGGUGCAGCUGAAAAAGGGGAAUAUCGCCUAAACGGUUUUUAACCUCUUUUGGGCAAAACGUUCCGUUACAUUGGGGUCUCCCCCUCUUAUAGUGUGUGGAUAUUGGGGUCUCCCCCUCUUAUAGUGUGUGUGGGUAUUGGGGUCUCCCCCUCCAACAUGGAGACUGAUACUGGGGUCUCCCCUGUUAUAGUGUGUGUGCGUUUAGUAGAUCUUCCCUUCCAGAGACACAGGCACAGCUACUGUAGACACCAAUACACCGAACCGGAGAAGCAUUUGAAUGCUCUCAAACAUACGAUUGCUGUAAACAGCCGAAUAGGAAAAACCAUACAUAGUUACAUAGCUGAAAAGAGACUUGCGUCCAUCAAGUUCAGCCUACCUCAACAUUUGUUUUUUGCUGUUGAUCCAAAAAAAGGCAAAAAAAAAACCAGUUUGAAACACAAUUUUGCAACAAGCUAGGAAAAAAAAUUCCUUCUUGACCCCAGAAUGGCAGUCAGAUUUAUCCUUGGAUCAAGCAGUUAUUACCCUACAUUGAAACGUUAUAUCCUUGAAUAUUCUGUUUUUUUGCAAGUAUGCAUCUAGUAGCUGUUUGAACAUCUGUAUGGACUCUGAUAAAACCACUCCUUCAGGCAGAGAAUUCCACAUCCUGAUUGUUCUUACAGUAAAAAAACCUUUCCUUUGCCUUUUCUUCUUUUCUUCCAGUAUAAACGCAUGACCUCGUGUCCUAUGUAAAGUCCGGUUUGUGAAUAGAUUUCCACACAAUAGCUUGUAUUGGCCCCGAAUAUAUUUGUAUAAUGUUAUCAUAUCCCCUCUCAGGCAACGUUUUUCUAAGCUAAAUAGGUUUACAUUUGUUAACCUUUCUUCAUAGCCGAUAUGUUCCAUUCCUUUUAUUAAUUUUGUAGCCCGCCUCUGCACUUUUUCUAGUGCCAUAAUAUCCUUCUUUAGAACAGGUGCCCAAAAUUGCACAGCAUAUUCAAUAUGAGGUCUUACCAGUGAUUUAUAAAGAGGCAAAAUUAUAUUCUCGUCCCGAGAAUGAAUGCCCUUUUUCAUGCAUGACAAUACCUUACUGGCCUUGGCCACUUCUGAUUGACAUUGCACAUUAUUGCAUAGUUUGUUGUCGAUAACAAUUCCCAAGUCCUUUUCAUGUGUUAUCCCUAAUUCGCUUCCAUUAAGGGUAUACGUUGCUUGUGUAUUCUUUACGCCGAAGUGCAUACCUUUGCAUUUUUCAACAUUUAAAUUUCACCUGCCAUUUGAGUGCCCAGUCCCCCAGUCUAUCUAAAUUCCUCUGCAGCAAAGUAAUAUCUUGCUCACAUUGUAUUAUUUUACAAAGUUUUGUCAUCUGCAAACAGUGAAACAUGACUUUCAAUGCUGUCUUCAAGAUCAUUUAUAAACAUGUUAAAUAGAAGGGGUCCCAGAACAGACCCCUGAGGGACACCACUUGCCACCUCUGUCCAGCUUGAAAAUUUACCAUUAAUGACAACUCUUUGUACUCUGUUUUUAAGCCAAUGUUCUACCCAAGAACAAGCAUUUUCAUCUAGACCGAUUUCCUUGAGUUUGAACACUAAUCUAUAGUGUGGAACUGUAUCAAAUGCCUUGGCAAAAUCCAAGUAGAUCACAUCCACUGCAACACCCUGAUCUAUACUUCUACUUACUUCUUCGUAGAAUGCAAUUAGGUUAGUUUGACAUGACCUGUGCUGGAUGUUUGCUGAUAACCAUGUUCUUCUCAAGGAAUUCUUGAAUAUUAUCCCUUAACCUUUCAAAUAUUUUACCAGCCACAGAAGUUAAGCUCACAGGUCUAUAAUUUCCAGGCAAGGAUUUUGAACCCUUUUUAAAUAUAGGAACCACAUCUGCCUUCCUCCAAUCCUCCAGAACACUUCCUGGAAGAAAAGAAUCUUGAAAGAUUAAAAACAGAGGUUCACUUAUUUCUACACUUAGUUCCUUACACUCCUAGCAGUCAAACUGGAACAGCAUACAAUAAAUCCCCCCCCAGAACAAGACAAAUCUCCGUCUUGAGGGUCAAGCAGUGAACAGACAGAGCUGUUGGGUUUAUUGUUCUUAUAUACACAUUAGUACCACCCAAAGGGUUUUGGAAAACAACCAAUAAACACAUACAAUACACUCACACUCCCACACAAAAUCCUUCUCUCUGCCUGUGAUACAAUUACCUUACACAAUGGGUAAUGUAAUUAUCACAAGCAGAGAAAUACAGUUUUUCCACAUUAUUCAUAACUUGAAAAGUAUGCAUCACAUUCACAUAAACAUUUUCAGACUCCGCAUACUCCAAAUACAAACAUAUGUCAAAAUCAUCCAAAUUGGUCCAUUGGUUCAAAAGAUAGAUCAUAGUCCUUUGUGACCAAAUGAAGCAUGGCUUUUGUAGCGGAGCGGCAAUAUUAAAUUCCACGAUCUCCGCUGGUUCAGAAGGUAAUCCACAGUCAAGCACUGAAAAGUAAGGCAAUAUCCCAAAUCUCCCAGUAACCGGACGAAACACAGUUCUGAUAGUCAACUGAGGCUUUAUUCACAGGCUCCACAAUUUAUACAAUAACCCAUGCAAGGGGUUUCCUGAGUCACAUCACAGGGGUAUUUCAGGAGAGGACUACAUGGGAAACUUACUGUACAGGGCAUUUCUCCCAUCAGGCCCUGCUGCACGAGAGGGAUCCUCCCACUGGAAUGUACCGUUAAGUGGAUUAUCCCUCCAUGCAGCAGAACCGGCAAUUUAUAUUAAAAUACACAACUUUUCGAAUAUUAGGUCUAUUUGCACGAAUGGACGUUCGGUAGGUAGCUGGGGUCUGAGUGCGUCAUUUGUGAGAUUACCGCUCAGAUCCCAGCUACAACAACCGAACGCCGCACGAAAAACAUUCACCAAAACAUGCAUUUAAAAGACCGAUUGAUAUCUGUGGACUCAAAUACCGAACGGCCCGGAACUCCCGAACGGCCUGGAAGUCCAGCGGUGUUCGCGCCAUCGAGUAGCCGCUUUUAGUACCACGCGCUCGACGACCAAACACCGCUGGAGGAACAAAGGAUGGCCGACCGCCGCAUGGUCGGUAGUCGAACGACGGCCACCUAGGAGAGCCUCUAAUUACCGAUUGCAACAUUGUUGCAAUCGGUUAACAAGCGCCACACGUCUUUUAGUGGGUGGGAUAUUAAAAGAUAGUUCAUUUGGUUCACGAACAGCCCGCAAAGGCGCUCUUCGUGAAAUGAAAUGAAAUACAGCUAUCUGCUUUUGGCAGAUAGCCCACACAGGCAAUGCAAUAAUACGGUUUACAUUACAUUGCAACCAGGUACAUAUAACGUUAUAAGAACUAUACAGGCAACCCUUAAAGCCAUAGUCUCUCUGUAUUGUCCAAGUGGCUAGUUUUGCCACAGCUUUUCUGCCCAAAACCAGUUCCACAGAGUCUUCUAUCCUGGAGAUAAUUGGGAAGUAAUCCAAUUAUCUCCAAGGACAGAGGCAAAACUCCAUUGAACACAUGGCAGCAAUAAAAUACAUAAAAACAUAUAACUGUGCAGCCAUUGCAUAAAACAUGUACAGUCAACAUAUCCCCAGAUAGCUCACAUCUGAGCGCAUAUUAUUACUGAAUGGCGCUCAGAGCACACACAUACAGUUCAAUUGCCAUGGAGCCAAAGUCUUUCCCAUAGUCUUUCAUUAUACGAACGGGCUCCAUGGCAUAGCUAUCUGGGGUAUCACCGCUCAAACAGGGCAAGCACCGAAUGACCCGGCUUUCGUGUCUUUGCAGGGGAAAAUCAAGCGUUUCAACAUGGGGCCAUAGUCUAAAGGCAGCAGACGGCAACCAGGCUCCUCCAAUGCACAGUGGUGAGAUUGGUCUCGUCACAGGAGGGUUUAUGUCUGAGCCACUGUGUUUGGCUAAUGUAUCAUACUUGUCCCAGUCUUCCAUCUGGAGACCAGCAUAAAUACCGGGCAGGUAGCCCUCAUUAAAGCAGAUUCCUGUUUUACCCUCAAGACAGAGCUUGGUCUCGUGUUUUGGCGGAUUGCUACUUUGGGGUAUUCUUUCGCCAGCUCAAGGAGGAGAGGAGGGGUUCGUAUGAUUCUCUGUUCGGGAGUUUGAAGCAUUCCCUUAUAUUCCGUUCGGGAGUUUGGCGGUAUACAGCAACGGUGCCUGUGUCUCUAAAGGGGGAAGAUCUACUAAACGGCAGUUUCACUCCUUUAUGCCGGGAGUGUCUUAACAUUGGGGUCUCCCCCUCUUAUAGUGUGUGGGUAUUGGGGUCUCCCCUCAUCUUAUAGUGUCUGUGUGGAUAUUGGGGUCUUCCCCAUCUUAUAGUGUGUGUGUGGGGGUAUUGGGGUCUCCCCCCUUCUUAUAGUGUGUUGGGGUCUCCCCCCUAUUAUAGUGUGUGUGUGUAUAUUCGGGUCUCCCCCUCCAACAUGGAGACUGAUACUGGGGGUCUCCCCCUCUUAUAGUGUGUUUGUGGAUACUGAUGGUCGCCCCCUCAUAGUGUGUGAGGAUAUUGGGGUCUCCCCCUCUUAUAGUGUGUGUGGAUACUGGGGGUCUCCCCUCUUAUCGUGUGUGUGUGUGGUGGGUAUUGGGGUCUCCCCCCAUCUUAUAGUGUGGGGUAUUGGGGUCUCCUCCCAUCUUUUGGUGUGUGAGUGGAUAUUAGGGUCUCCCCCUCUUAGUGUGUGCGGAUACUGGGAGUCUCUUCCCCCCCCCCCACUCCCCCUCUUAUAGUGUGUGUGUGUGUGUGUGUGUGUGUGUGUGUGUAUACUGGGGUCUCCCCUCUUAUAGUGUGUGGAUAUUCGGGUCUCCCCCUCCAACAUGGAGACUGAUACUGAUGGUCUCCCCCUCAUAGUGUGUGAGGAUAUUGGGGUCUCCCCCUUUUAUAGAGUGUGUGUGAAUAUUGGGUGUGACAGAUCCCUCUGUCUUAGAACUAUAGUGCUUUCCUGGUGGAUUUGUGUAAUUGUUUGUCCAUACUCCCCCGUUCGUUUGUUUUAUAAUCUACCAAACAAACUGCCGAACGGCCGGCAACCCAGAAGAGGAGUGUGCUGCUGGUUAACCUAUUGGGCCCCAAUUCGAUCGUUGUAGUUAACCGCAAACAUCUCUGUGACGAGAGCAAUCUCACCACAUUGCUUUGGAGAAGCCUGGUUGCUCGCCUGCUGCCUUUGGAUUAUGGCCCCAUGUUAAAAGACUUUGUUUCCCCUGCAGAAAAGACUUAUUCGUGCUUUUCUUCCCGGUGUUGGUAGAUUCAAUCUACCGAACAACCGCACGAAUGACUAGACCACCUGGGAGCUGGAGUGUGCCGGCAAUUAGCCUCCCAGAAGCUGCGGUUAACCACAGCUUAAUUGACGAAUACUGGAUUGCCGCCAUUCGUAUAAUGAACACGAGGUCGCGGCCAUUUUAAACACGCGAAUGCACAGCGGUGUUCGACGCUUCAUUCAUGGAACUAAAAUCGGACACAGUUUUGCGCGAACACUGCUGAAGCCGCCGACCUCCCUUCUUGUUUGGUGAAAGUGCACGAACGGCCCGGUGUUCGGUAGUUGUUCCUGACUGCACUAUACCCCAGAUAGGAAUCCCAUGGAGCUCAUUCGUAUGAGAACUGACUUUGUAAAUAAUAAUGUGCGCUCAGACCUGAGCUAUCUGGGGAUAUGUUAAAUGUAUAGUUUUAUUGUAACUUCUGUCACAUAUUGUAUUUUAACAGUAAUUCAUGUUUUAGUAUCCCCACGUGCAUAAUGGCGAUUUGCCUUUGUCAUAGGAGAUAAUUGAAUUACUUCUCAAUUAUCUCCAAGGCAGAGGGGAGGAAGCCAGGAUGCAUUGUGGGAAUAUAAUGUGACUGUGUGUCCUAUUUGUCUGUCCCUUGUCCCAGUCUCCCAUUUGGUCCCCUAGGGGAGUGUCCACCAGGUGGGAGACCUGCAUAAAUACUGGGCAGGUAGCUCUCAUUAAACAGACCACUGCUUGACCAUCAACACGGAGCCUUGUUUCGUCUUUGGGGGGAUUUACUGUAUGCUGAUAGACUGAUUGCUAGGAGUGUAAGCCGCUUGGAUGCUUUUCCUAUUCGUCUGCUAGCAGCGAUUCGUAUAUUUCCAGUUCGUGUGUUUGGAGUGCUAUAUUGUAUGCCGUUCGGGAGUUUGGAGCAUUCCCUUACAUGCGGUUCGUGAGUUUGGUGUUCUACAGUAGCUGUGCCUGCAUCUCUGAAAGGCUACGAUCGCCUAAACGGUUUUAACCCCUUGUGUGCUGAAAUGGUACGUUACAACCUCCCAAUUAAAACCGUAUGCCGACCACAAGGCGGCGGCCAUCUUAGAUGCAUGAAUACACAGCGGUGUUCGCCGACCAACUUCUGGAACUCAAAACGGACACUUUUUUUUUUUUUUCUCCCGCACACCGCUGAAAACCGCUGACCUCCAUUCUUUGUCAUCCGGCAUACGAACACCAGUCCGUUCGGGACUUUUUAUUUCACCAAUGCACUUAACCCAGAUAGCCAUCCCAUGGAGCCCUUCAUAUACUGAAAGAACAGUGUGAAAGACUUUGGCUCCAUGGCGAUGGAACUGUGUGUAUUGCAUCUGAGCGCCGUUCGGUAAUAAUGUGCGCUCAGAUCUAGGCUAUCUGGGGAUACGUUAUAUGUGUGGAAUGCAUUCGGUAGUCUUGAAGUUAUGGAAUUUUAUGUAUUUUUACUGUACUAUUUUAAAAUGGCGUUUUGCCUCUAUCUAUGGAGAUAAUUGGAUUUCUUCCUAAUUAUCUCCAGGAUAGAGAGGAGGGCUUGCUUGUACAAAGGGGAGGGUUUAUGUCUGAGCCACUGUGAUUGGCUACUGUACCUCAUUUGUCCCAGUCUUCCCCUAGGGGAGUAUCCACCAGGUGGGAGACCUGCAUAAAUACCAGGCAGGUAGCCCUCAUUAAAGCAGAUUCCUGUUUUACCCUCAAGACGGAGCUUGGUCUCGUGUUUUGGGGGGUUGCUACUUUUGAGUAUUCUUUCGCCAGUUUAAGGAGGAGAGGAGGAGUUCGUAUGAUUUUCUGUUCGAGAGUUUGAAGCAUUCCGUUCGGGAGUUUGGCGGUCUACAGCAACGGUGCCUGUGUCUCUAAAUGGGGAAGAUCUACUAAACGGCGGUUUCACUAAUUUAUGCCGGGAGUGUCUUAACAUUGGGGUCUCCCCCCCUCCCCCAUCUUAUAGUGUGUGGAUAUUGAGGUCUCCCCCUCUUAUAGUGUGUGCAGAUAUUGGAGUCACCCCUCUUAUAGUGUGUGUGGAUAUGGGGGGGUCUUCCCCCCCCCCCCCUUAUAGUGUGUGUGUAGAUAUUGGGGGCCUCCCCCUCUUACAGUGUGGGGGGGAUACUGGGGGUCUCCCCUCUUAUAGUGUGUGUAUACUUGGGGUCUCCCCCUCCAACAUGGAGACUGAUACUGGGGGUCUCCCCUCUUAUAGUGUGUGAGGAUAUUGGGGUCUCCCCAUCUUAUAGUAUGUGAGAAUAUUGGGUGUUACGAAAUCGCUACAGACAGAGAUAACGUUGUUCAUUCUUAUAUUUCACCCAGAACCUUGCUUCGGUACCAUAAUUUUGUACCCAACUCCCCGAACCGAUUGCCUGAUACUCAUUCAUUAUACGAACGUACCACCCGUCCCCUGGCGUGUGCCGCCACUUAACCCCGGUCACCUUUCUAAUAACUGAACGGUUUCUGCGGUUAACCGCAGGUUAAGUACCCCUUCCCGGCGGUCUUCGUUCGUUCGUCUCCCGAACAGCUGGGACAUCCAGCAACAGAGUGGGGAUUCGUGAAAACCCCUAGCCGUUCCUUGUUCCACGAGUUUGAGGUCGAGGUCCCGCUGCCUAUUAACUCACUUAAAAACAUGUCCGCCAUCUCAAGCCCGGGACCAAAGACACGAACAGACUUUAUAACGAGGAAACUAAGCGUUCAGUUCGUGGGUUUUGCGCGCUCUUGGGUUAACUGUUUCGCCCAGACCGGGGCUACAUAAUGAAUGGUAGAAUGCACGAAUUAUAUAUGAAACUGUUAAAGUUAUGUAUUUCUUUAUCCUGUGUUUAUGUGGCAAGAAAAUGUGGUAAUUUGGGCGCUUGGAGAUAAUUGUAUUGUCAUGACUACUGGAUUCAUUAUCUCCAAGCUGGGCGGUAACAAUUUCAAAAGAUACAUUGUAUUCUUAUUGGUUAACCACUUGUAUUGUCCCUGUAUCCCAUCAGGUCCAGGGGGGGCUGUCUCUGGACCUGAGAUUUUGCAUAAAUACUGAUAACUGUGUGCCAUUAAAGCCAGUUCUUGCUUGACCUUCAAAUCGCAGCCUCGACUCGUUUUUGUAGGGAAAAAGGUAUCCUAGUUAUAUCAUAACUAGUGGGAUUGUUCUACACUUACAGGAUUCCUAUGGUCUACUAGCUGAAGCGGCUUCUCUCUCUUUACAUCGGAAUCCAGACCAUCCAAGCGGUCCAGCUUCCAGUUAGCCUGAGAGUAACCUGGUGUAACGGACCGUUUUGCACAAAAGGGGUAAAAACAGUUUAGGCGAUUGGCCCCUUUUCCAGAGAUGCAGGCACCGCUACUGCAGAGCACCAAACACACGAACCGCCAAUAAGUGAAUGCUCCAAACAUUCGAACUGCAUACAAGGGAAUGCUCCAAACACCCGAACUGAAACCUCACGAAUAGCUGCUAGCAGACGAACAGGAAAAGCACCCAAGCGGCUUACACUCCUGGCAAUCAGUCUCUAUCAGCAUACAGUAAAUCCCCAAAGACGAGACUCUCCGUGUUGAGGGUCAAGCAGUGGUCUGUUUAAUGAGGGCUACCUGCCCAGUAUUUAUGCAGGUCUCCCACCUGGUGGACACUCCCCUAGGGGACCAAAUGGGAGACUGUGACAAGGGACAGACAAAUAGGACACACAGUCACAGUAUAUUCCCACAAUGCAUCCUGGCUUCCUCCCCUCUGCCCUGGGAGAUAAUUGAGAAGUAAUUCAAUUAUCUCUCAAGACAAAGGCAAAUCUCCAUUAUGCACGUGGGGAUACUAAAACAAGCAUUACUGUUAAAAUACACCAGGUAAGACACCUUACAUUAAAACUAUACAUUUAACAUAUCCCCAGAUAGCUCAGGUCUGAGCAAACAUUAUUAAGUGAAUGGCACUCAGACCACACGAAUACAGUUUAAUCGCCAUGGAGCCAGUCUUUAAUUCCACGAACAGGCUCCAUGGCAGGCUAUCUGGGUACUUGCACACCGAAUACAAUUGCAGCACUAAAAGUCCCGAAUGCUCCGUUGUUCGGUUCCCAAACGGGUUUGCAGACUUCCAGCCUCAGCGGGGCUUGUAAGACAAAAGUGUCCGCUUUUGGUGUCCUGCCGCUGGGUAGAACAAGCGCUGGCUACCCGGGGAGCUUCCAUAACACCGCCAUCGUGUGGCGGCUAGGUGUAACAGCAACCACCCAGUAAUUGUCAAUUAAGCUGCGGUUAACGGCAGCUUCAGGGAGGUUAAUUGCCGGCACACUCCAGCUCCCAGGUGGCCUAGUCAUUCGUGCGGUUGUUCGGUAGAUUGAAUCUACCGAACACCAGGCAGAAAAGCAGGCGAAACAAAGUUUAUAUUUUUUUUUUUUUAACAUGGGGUCAUAGUCCAAAGGCAGCAGGCGAGCAACCAGGCUUCUCCAAUGCAACCAGGGGUCUCCCCCUCUUAUAGUAUGUGAGGAUAUUGGGGUCUCCCAUCUCCAACAUGGAGACUGAUACUGGGGGUGUGACAAGACCAAUCUCACCACUGUGCAUUGGAGGAGCCUGGUUGCCCGCCUGCUGCCUUUAGAGUAUGGCCCCAUGUUGGAACGCUUGAUUUUCCCCUGCGAAGACACGAAAGCCAGGUCAUUCGGUGCUGGCCCCGUUGGAGCGGUGAUACCCCAGAUAGCUAUGCCAUGGAGCCCAUUCGUAUAAUGAAAGACUUUGGCUCCAUGGCAAUUGAACUGUAUGUGUGUGCUCUGAGCGCUAUUCAGUAAUAAUGUGCGCUCAGAUCUGAGCUAUCUGGGGAUAUGUUGAAUGUACCUGUUUUAUGCAUUGGCUGCACAGUUAUGUUUUUAUGUGUUUUAUUGUCUUUUGCUGCCAUGUGUUCAAUGGAGUUUUGCCUCUGUCCUUACUUCCCAAUUAUCUCCAGGAUCGAAGACUCUGUGGAACUGGUUUUGGGCAGAAAAGCCAUGCUUCAUUUGGUCACAAAGGACUAUGAUCUAUCUUUUGAACCAAUGGACCAAUUUGGAUGAUUUUGACAUAUGUUUGUAUUUGGAGUAUGCAGAGUCUGAAAAUGUUUGUGAAUGUGAUGCGUACUUUUCAAGUUAUGAAUAAUGUGGAAAAACUGUAUUUCUCUGCUGGUGAUAAUUACAUUACCCAUUGUGUAAGGUAAUUGUAUCACAGGCAGAGGGGAAGAUUUUGUGUGGGAGUGUCUGAGUGUAUUGUAUGUGUUUAUUGGUUGUUUUCCAAAACUCUGUGGGUGGUACUAAUGUGUAUAUAAGAACAAUAAACCCACAGCUCUGACUGUUCCUGCCUGACCCUCAAAACGGAGCCUUGUCUCGUUCUUGGGGAGAUUUAUUGUAUGCUGUUCCAGUUCGACUGCUAGGGUUUUUCCUAUACGGCUGUUUACAGCAUUCGUAUGUUUGAGAGCAUUCAUAUGCUUCUCCGGUUCGCUGGAUUGAUGUCUAUAGUAGCUGUGUCUGUGUCUCUGGAAGGAAAGAUCUACUAAACGGUGGUUUAACCCUUUUAUACCUGGGGGUGCCGUUACAGGGGGUCUCCCCCUCCAACAUGGAGACUGAUACUGGGGGGUCUCCCCUCUUAGUGUGUGUGAAUAUUGGGGUCUCCCCCCUCUCAUAGUGUGUGUGUCUGGAUGUAGCGGAGAGGCAGUAUAAUCCACGAUAUCUCCGCAGGGUAACAGGAACAACAAAGGAUAAUCCAGGGAAUCAGCAUAGAAUAAUCCAAACAGCACUGCAGUAACCCUUCCUUCCCAAGAACUAGAAGACACAUAGGCUGGGAGUCAACUGACAACCUUUUAAUCGGCAGGACAAUUUAUACAAGUCCCCAUGCAAGGGGUUUCCUGAGUCCCUCCCCAGGGGCACUCCCAGAGGGGACUACAUGGGGGACUUUCAUUACAGCAUAUUUCUCCCAUCAGGCACCGCUGCACGAGAGGGAUCAUCCUCCCAGAAUGCACCGUUAAGUGGAUUACCCCCUCGUGCAGCAGAACCGACAAUUCACACAAAAAUCCAUAACUUGGGAAAUAUACAGUGGAUUUGCACGAAUGGACGUUCGGUAGAUAGCUGGGGUCUGAGCGCAUCAUUCGUGAGACUACCGCUCAGAUCCCAGCUAAAAUAACCGAAAGCCGCACGAAAAACACAAUUCGUAUAAAACAUAUGAAAAGAACCGAUUGCUUGAAGGGAACAAAAUACCGAAUGUCCCGAAACUCCCGAACGCCCUGGAGGCUCAGCGGGGCUCGUGCCGUCGAGUAGCCGUUUUUAGUACCAGGCACUCGACGGCAUAACCCCGCUGAGGGAACAAAGGGUCCAAGAUGGCCGACCGCCGCAUGGUCGGUAGUCGAACGACGGCCACCCAGGAGAGCCUCUAAUAACCGAUUGCAACAAUGUUGCAAUCGGUUAAUUAGCGCCACACGCCUCUAAGUGUGUGGGCUAUUAGGGGGAUAUCGCGUUCGGUUCACGAACGGCCCUCCAAAGUGCCGUUCGUGAAACGAAAGGGAAUCCCCAUUCAAACCGCCAUUUGCAUUCGGCGGAACAGACAAUUACAGGUAAUGCAGGGAAUACAUGAAGCAGACACAUACAGGUUAAACGCAUAUCUCUCCAGACCUAUCGGCAACCCUUAAAGGCAUAGUGUCCAGUUAUAGUCCGAGUGGCUAGGUUUGCCACAAUGCUCCCACAGAACCAAGCCGGCAUACACAGUCUGAUCCCAACGGAUCGGCUUGGGGAUGUCCGGAGGAGUACUCACGAAUCACGGCUCCAAGUCUGUUUGUCUAGACAACCCGUCGGCGUUGCCAUUUUGCUUCCCAGGGCGGUAGUGGAUAGUCAAGUCAAAAGGCUGCAGCGCCAAACUCCAGCGUAGCAGCCUGGCAUUGUCUCCGGACACCCUGUUCAGCCACACCAACGGGUUGUGAUCCGUGAGUAAAGUGAAGGGUUGCCCGUAUAAGUAGGGUUGCAACUUUUUGAGGGCCCACACCACAGCCAGGCACUCCUUUUCAAUGGCGGCGUAGCUUACUUCCCUGGGUAAAAGUUUUCGGCUUAGAUAAGCUACGGGGUGCUCGCCGCCAUCGGGUCCAACUUGGCUCAGUACUGCUCCCAAUCCAAACAUAGAAGCGUCUGUGUGGACGAGAAAGCGUUUAGUUGGAUCGGGAGCAGAAAGUACAGGAGAGUUAACAAGCGCCGUCUUGAGCUGUUGGAACGCCUGCUCACACUCUGGGGCCCAGACUACUAACUUAGGGAGAUUCUUGCGGGUCAGGUCUGUGAGGGGUUUGGCAAGGGCGCUAUAGUUGGCCACAAAUUUCCGGUAGUACCCGGCGGUCCCUAAAAAGGCGAGCACUUGGGUCUUGGUGCGAGGGGUAGGCCAUUGGGCGACUGCCUCUAUUUUAGCAGGUUCGGGUUUCUGUUGCCCACUCCCUACCCGGUGCCCUAGGUACUGGACUUCCGCCAUACCUAUAUGGCAUUUGCUGGGUUUUAGGGUCAGUCCGGCCUCUCGGAUUUGGUCUAGAAUGGCUCCUAUGUGAACCAGAUGUUCGUGCCAGGAGUGGCUGAAUAUGGCGAUAUAAUCUAGAUACGCGCAGGCAUACUCCUGGAACCCAUCUAAUAAUCUGUCCACCAUUCUCUGAAAGGUAGCUGGAGCGUUUUUCAUCCCGAAUGGCAUGACCUUAAACUGAUACAGGCCAAACGGGGUGACAAAGGCCGACUUAGGGAUGGCGUCUUCUGCUAAUGGAAUCUGCCAGUACCCUUUGCACAGGUCUAUAGUGGUUAGGUAUUGACCCCUGGCCAUCUUGUCGAGGAGCUCGUCUAUCCGGGGCAUGGGAUAUGCGUCAGAGGUCGUUUUAUCGUUGAGCCGUCGGUAGUCUACGCAGAAACGGGUCGUCCCUCCUAACUCUAUCACUCCUAACUGAAUCAUCUCCUCAAUUUCCUUGCGCAUACUUUCUUUGACUGCUUCUGGCGUGCGAUAUGGGGGUUGGCGCAAGGGGGUCUGAUCUAAAGUUUCUACCUUAUGGGUAGCCAAAGGGGUAUAGCCUGGUAAACUGGAAAACGUGGCCUUCUUUUCCUGAAGCAACCUUUGUACCUGGGCCCGCUCUUGGGCAUUUAAACGUUCUCCUAACUGUACCUCUCCCAGAUCUCCGCUCUGGCCCUCUUGGUCUAGGAGAUCGGGUAGGGGUAGGUUAUCAAAAUCUUCUGUGGCAGGGGCACAGAUUGCGGUGACUUCCUCAGUACGUUCAUGGUAGGGCUUGAGCAUGUUCACAUGGAGCAUGCGUUUGCCUCCCACGCCGGUAACCGGGCCGAUCACAUAGGUGGUGUCACAGAUCUGUUCCACCACUCUGUAUGGGCCCUGCCAGGAAGCCUGCAGCUUAUCUUUGUGGACUGGUCGCAAGAUUAGGACUUUCUUCCCCACCUGGAACCUGCGGUCCCUGGCUCCCUUAUCGUACCAUCUGCGCUGUCGCUGUUGCGCUACCUGGAGAUUGUCUCGGACGGUCUGGGUCAGCCUCUCCAGGCGUUCCCUGAACUCGAGCACAUAUGGUAAGAUAGGGGUGCCAUUAAUGGUUUCGUCUCCCUCCCAGUGUUCCCGUAUCAAGUCAAGAGGUCCCCUCACUCUCCUCCCGAAUAAUAAUUCGAACGGAGAGAAUCCGGUGGAUUCUUGCGGCACUUCUCGAUACGCGAACAGUAGGUGGGGUAGAAACCUCUCCCGGUCUUUUUGGGUGUCCAUGAACGUGCGGAUCAUUUGUUUCAGGGUUCCGUUAAACCGUUCACAGAGCCCAUUGGACUGGGGGUGAUAUGGGGAGUUGAGGACUUGUUGUAUCCCACAUAUUUUCCAGAGCUGAUGGGUCACUUCAGCAGUAAACUGGGUGCCUCUAUCGGAGAUAAUCUCCCGGGGAAAUCCUACCCGGGUGAAUAUUCUCAUCAGGGCCUCGGCUACCGUUUCUGCGUGUACGUUAGUUAGGGCCACUGCCUCGGGGUACCGGGUGGCAUAGUCCACCACGGUUAGGACAUACUUCUUGCCGGAGGGGCUGGGUUUGGCGAGGGGACCUAUGAUGUCUACUGCCACCCUACUGAAUGGUUCUUCAAUGAUGGGCAGAGACCAUAGUCGUGCUUUGUACCUGUCCCCUCUCUUGCCUACCCUUUGGCAGGUAUCACAGGUCUGACAAUAUCGCCUAACAUCCUGGGAAAUACCUGGCCAAAAGAAAUUUUGGGUCAGCCUGUGCUUGGUCCGACUGAUGCCUAGGUGUCCAGACAGGGGGAUAUCAUGGGCUAUGCGUAACCGCUCUAACCUAUAUUUUUGGGGCACUAUUAGCUGUUUAAUGGGCAACGGUAUGGACCCGGACACUACCUUCUCUGUGUGCCGAUAUAGGAGUCCCUUGUCCCAGAUAUAUCUUUCCCCCUCUAACCCGGCUUGAUCUUUAUCAAUGCGGUCUUUGUAUACCUGUAACGAAGGGUCUAGGGCCACUUCGGCCCCGAACUCUAUGGAAUUGGCCAAGGGCAUGAUAGGGGGUAGGGGAGGGUCAUUGCUUACCUGAGCCUCAGAGUGAUCGGAUGGUGCUGUGGUGCGGGCUUGUUGCCGGGUCACAACCGGGUAUGCUUCUUGUAUGGUGGGCUGUGGAACAAAAGCUGAGGUCAGCUCCCCCAAGUCGUUGCCCAAAAUCACAUCCGCUGGCAAGUCUUGCAUCAUCCCCACAUAUACAUUCCCGUGCCCCGCUCCCCAAUUCAAGUGCACCUUGGCCGUGGGUACUUUGUAAAUGGCUCCCCCAGCCACCCGCACAGCCACACAGUCCCCCGUGAGCUUGGGCUUUGGUACCAGAUGACUUCGUACGAGUUAGGGUGGCCCCAGAGUCACGAAGUCCUUGUACUUUCCUCCCCUCCAUGUGAACUUCCUGGCGGUGCCCUUGGCGGUUAUCGGAGGCGGCCUGGAUGGGGUUCACCUUGUGUAGGGUGCCGAGGGGUUCCUCCUGGGUUGUCCCCAGCUCCAGAUUCUGGUAGGACUCGGCCUGUAUACAGUGGACUGCGGCACGGUUGCUUGGGGCGGCGUUAUUCCAGCUGGGUCGAGGCCUGUUCCGUGGGCAGUCUCUCUAAAUGUGCCCCUGUUGGUUGCAAGUAUGGCACCGGAUGGGUUGACGUGCUGAAUACCUGGGGGGGUAGGAAUUCUGGCUUACCCCUGGUCGCUGGUGGGUUGCGGGGCCCCCUGGAGUGCUGGUCGUUGCAGGGGGGAUGACGGCUCGGGUUGGUAUGGGUUGAUCUCUCCGAUUGUCCUGGAACUCGUCUGCCAUAUUAGCCGCUUCCUGCAGGGUGUGUGGUUUUCUGUCCCGAAUCCAGUUUUGUAGGUAUGUCGGGACGCCAUUGAAGAAUUGCUCCAGUACCAUUAGCUGGAACAGACCCUCCAAUGUAUCAACUUGGGCGGCCUCCAGCCACCCCUUGGCAGCUCGUUGCAGCUGGUGCGCCCACUCUACAUGGGUGUCUUUAGUGGGUUUUUUAAUGUCCCGAAACUUCUUUCGGUAUGCCUCUGAUGUGAUGGCAUACCUGGCUAGGAUGGCCCGUUUUACUUUAGCGUAGUCUCUACUAUCCUCGUCUGGUACUGCCCGGUACGCUUCAGCGGCUCGCCCAGAUAAUCUCCCCGCUAGUAGGGGUACUCUGUCUGCAUUGUUAAUCUCGUGCAGCAAACACAGUCUCUCGAAGUCCUGUAAAUAGUCGUCAACGCCACCCUCUGUCUCCACAUAGCUUUUGAAGGCUUGGUAUGGGAUUUUAGCUUUCCCUGGGAAAAUCUGUACUGGCGUUGCGGCUCUUUCCCCGGCUUGCUGGUUCCCUUGCGGUCUCCUAGCCAUAAUGUACUCCUGUACGUCCCCGAAAAGCCUGUCAACCAUCUCUGCAGAUGGGGGUUCAGGGAAUAAAGCCAUUCGUGCUCGGAAUUCGGCUGUAAAUUCGUGGGUUUCUCCCUCCAUUUGAGGUGCUGCAGCAGCUGCAGCUCUGUCUCCUUCCAUGAGCUCUGUGAUUAGGACAGCCUUUGCCUUGUUACUGGCGAUUGCUCCUCUUGCUUCCAGCAGCUCCUUUAAUGUGCUCCGUUUUAGCAGGGCGUAAUUUGUUCCCAUUCAUCUGCUGUUCGUGAGGUUUAUUCGAAUGCGCUAAUUCCCGAAUGCCUGUUCCUUGAUUCGUUUAAAAAUCUGCCGAACGUUGCUUUGCUGUGUGUAUUCAAUCCCGUCGCUUGCCACCAAUUGUAGCGGAGAGGCAGUAUAAUCCACGAUAUCUCCGCUGGGUAACAGGAACAACAAAGGAUAAUCCAGGGAAUCAGCAUAGAAUAAUCCAAACAGCACUGCAGUAACCCUUCCUUCCCAAGAACUAGACGACACAUAGGCUGGGAGUCAACUGACAACCUUUUAAUCGGCAGGACAAUUUAUACAAGUCCCCAUGCAAGGGGUUUCCUGAGUCCCUCCCCAUGGCCACUCCCAGAGGGGACUACAUGGGGGACUUUCAUUACAGCAUAUUUCUCCCAUCAGGCACCGCUGCACGAGAGGGAUCAUCCUCCCAGAAUGCACCGUUAAGUGGAUUACCCCCUCGUGCAGCAGAACCGACAAUUCACACAAAAAUCCAUAACUUGGGAAAUAUACAAUGGAUUUGCACGAAUGGACGUUCGGUAGAUAGCUGGGGUCUGAGCGCAUCAUUCGUGAGACUACCGCUCAGAUCCCAGCUAAAAUAACCGAAAGCCGCACGAAAAACACAAUUCGUAUAAAACAUAUGAAAAGAACCGAUUGCUUGAAGGGAACAAAAUACCGAAUGUCCCGAAACUCCCGAACGCCCUGGAGGCUCAGCGGGGCUCGUGCCGUCGAGUAGCCGUUUUUAGUACCAGGCGCUCGACGGCAUAACCCCGCUGAGGGAACAAAGGAUCCAAGAUGGCCGACCGCCGCAUGGUCGGUAGUCGAACGACAGCCACCCAGGAGAGCCUCAAAUAACCGAUUGCAACAAUGUUGCAAUCGGUUAAUUAGCGCCACACGCCUCUAAGUGUGUGGGCUAUUAGGGGGCAUCGCGUUCGGUUCACGAACGGCCCUCCAAAGUGUCGUUCGUGAAACGAAAGGGAAUCCCCAUUCAAACCGCCAUUUGCAUUCGGCGGAACAGACAAUUACAGGUAAUGCAGGGAAUACAUGAAGCAGACACAUACAGGUUAAACGCAUAUCUCUCCAGACCUAUCGGCAACCCUUAAAGGCAUAGUGUCCAGUUAUAGUCAGAGUGGCUAGGUUUGCCACACUGGAUAUUGGGGUCUCCCCCUCCAACAUUGAGACGGUUACUGGAGGGGGUCUCCCCCCUCCAACAUGGAGCCUGGUAGUGGGGGGGGUGGGGGCGGGCUUCCCCUCCAACAUGGAGCCUGAUACUGGGGGGUCUCCUGUCUUAUAGUGUGUGUGGAUACUGGGGUCUCCCCCUCCAACAUGUAGACUGAUACUGGGGGAUGGGGUCUCCCCCUCCAACAUGGAGACUGAUACUGAGGGGGGGGUCUUACCCUCCAACAUGGAGACUGAUACUGAGGGGGGGUUCCCCCCUCCAACAUGGAGACUGAUACUCGGGGGGGUCUCCCUCUCCUGUAGUGUGUGGAUAUUGGGAUCUCCCCCUCCUGUAGAGUGUGUGUGUGUGUGUGUGUGUGUGUGUGUGUGUGUGUGUGUAUAUUGGGGUCUCCCCUUCCUAUAGUGUGUGAGUAUUGGAGAAGGGGGGUCGCUCUUGUGUAGUGUGAGGAUAUUGGAUGUGACUGAGAUUGGAUUGGCAGGAGAUCUUUAAUGAUAAAUUUAUUUAUGAAGGUUAAUGAGAGCUGACAUUGGGUGGUGAGAAGGGAUUAAGAGCUCCCUGUUUGUAAGAAAUUGGGGCUGCUGUGUGUCCAUUUAAUUUACUAUUCUCUAAUCCACUCAUUCCCUUUGAGGGCGGCUCAUCCUGCUGAUGGCUUUUAACCUAGUUGGGCUGUCUCGGCACGGUUUAACACAGUGUAAGCUUCUUAACUGUCAGUGCAGCAGGUGGCUCUGUUGAACACGUUCCAGUAAGUGCUUUUCUUUUGACUGUCCGUUGCUGUCUCUGGGGCCCUCUUCAUCCAGUCUCACUGGGACGUUAGUGAUAUUGGCGGGGAGCUGAAACCCCACAAUUGAAUAUGUAACAAUGUAGAGACCUAAGCUGACAGUCCCAUUCAGCCAUCUGUACUUGGUUCCCAUAUUUGUGUUGGCAUCACAUCCCCUGGCACCGUCUGUGAUUUUUAUUUUAUGAUUAAUCCCGGCACAGGUAAUUACUAAGAUUUUUCUUGACUGUAUUCUAAACCCAUCGGGCUACUUGGGUAUUUUGGAGUCCAGCUUGCAAUUCCCAGGUUGAUUUCCCACAAUCCCUACUUUAUAUCGUAAGAAUAACUCUGGGGGCUUUUUUUACUAAAGGGGAGCAAGAGCUGGGUGUUGUGAUGACUGCGUUGCUAUUCUCGCUUUUUUUUUUUUACAUUUUUUUCUUUUUGAUAGAAUAGUUCUGAUAUCUUUGUAUUGGAUGAAUAAUUGUCUGUCUGAAACUGUAUUUGUAAAUAAGGUUUGUGGUAUCACUGUGUGUGUUCAUCAUUUUGUUUCUUUGACAAUUUAUGUAUUGUCUGCACUCUGCAGCCAGUCAAUGAAUCGUCAGAGCUAAUUCUUUAGGAAUUGCUGGCAUAAUCCGCCUCUGUAGGAUUUUUAAAUCUGACACUUCUGUCUUGUUAUAUAUGUUGGGCAGCCAGUACGCAUUUCUUAUUGUGAUUCCUCAGGCGACCAAGACUAACUGUAAUUUUAGAGCGAUCGUUUGCAGUGCUACAAAUCCUAAGUCUCUUAUUAACCUGGUCCUCAGACUAGUUCAGAUACUCCUGACAAUUGCUAAUUUUCUGUUUUUUCAAGGGACCCUCUUGGUUUCCCAUUCUUCUGUUCUCCAGUCCCAAGUUUUAACCUUUCUACCCCAUGUAGUGUGUUUGCCUUAUAUUGCGCUGACUCCAGUUACUGACCGUAGGUAGCGCCCUGUAUUCUGUAAGUGGGCAUUAUGUAACAAUAACCAUUGUGUGAUUAGUACAUUAAGUACUUUGUUCUUUAACCUAGAUUGUACCAGAUUGUCAAAUGUACAAAAUUAGAAGAUAAUUUACCUUUCUGAAAUAUCCUGUCUCCUUGUUCAUUGUGAACUUAUCACUAUUCCUUAAUGGUUACUUAUGUAUAUGUCUGUUUUGGGGAUACAACAAAAGCGUUUUUAGAAGAGCAUUUCAGAAUCCUAAAAUAUAGCCGGGUCCUCAAAAUGAGACGUUUGGAAUCCGUCUGCGGUAGAAUCAAUUGUGCUAAACCCAUCCUGGCUUUUCUGUUUGUUCUCUUGAUUCACCUCACCCACCCAGUCCUACUUGGUGUUUUGUAUUGUGUUAAGAGAUCAUUAACCCCUGGUGUACGUGGAACAGAAAUUGGAAUGUAGUCGUUGUAGAGGAUAAAGCAGAGGAUGGGUAACUGGCACAAGCUUGUGCUGCACUUAACAUUAGAAAACUUCCAAGCGAGCUUUGCUUAAAUACUAAUUUUAAAAAAGAAAUGCAUAAUACAUCUUAUUUAUUUUUUAUUUUAUUUUUUUGCUCUAGUGAUAACCAAGUGAAUACAGAGAUGUUCUACAAUACAGCUAGUAGGGCGAUUGUCGUUGCCGUGUUAGGGAGUAUUAUAUUGCUAAGCAACGUCUGAUGAUGCCCUUUGCUUUAAUAGCUACAAAUGUAACACUCCUAUUACUAGUAAUUCCAACGAGUUUGGGUGCUCAAUCUCUGAUUGCUGACAUAGUGGCAUAGGAUCAGAGAUUAAAAAAACAUGGAAUUGCUGCUUUACAGUAGCGCAGAUACUUAUUUUUUUUAUUUUUAUUUUUUUUUUGUCCUAGAAAACGGUACGGACAUAAACCCAGGAUGUCACCUGUCAGUUUGCCGCAAACCACACUGUCUCUAGCCAAAGCUGCAACGAGCGACAUUACUUCUUUUUGUACAGAUGAUAAUAUGGAGCAGUGUGUGGCAUACAUAGAGCAGGUAAGCAAUGCACAGAAUGUUAAAUAUCUGUCUGAAUUAUAACCAAAAGGAAUGUGAUUGUAAAAAAUAAAAACAGGAUUUGGAUUUCCUAACUGUGUUCCCCAUUAAUAAGGUUACCCUAUGUGGGUAUCCUGGGUAAUGACCCCUGUUGUGCUAUUUUGUUUGUGGGGGGGUGUAUGCCCUGAAGAUAUUCUUAGAUGGCAUUAUUGCAAAUUGCCUGGUAGGUAGCUCCUAUGCCCACACCUGUCUGUAUGCAUGCUCUCCAUUUUACAUCAAAAGCAGUUGUACUUUCUGAUUAAACUGACUUCUCUGAGAGAAGCGUUGAAUCCAUUGCUUCUCUGUGAGAGACAUUGAAGAUGCCAAAUAUGAAGACCAUUAGAGACUUUUCCUCAUUAAGAUCUGUCGUGCAUGUUCUCUUUCCAUUUUUCGCAAAACAGUCCUGUUUAUAUUUGUCAGGCUCCAGGGACAGUCUAUGCACCAAAAACAUUUUGGUUAUAUGGAGUAUUUUACAGACACAUGCAGUGACUGAAUUGUUUGUUCCUUUUCUGCUAUGUUGACAUUGGUGAGAUACUUUCUUGGAGCCAGAUGUGAAUACAUACAAUAUUACGUCUCCUUUGUCAACAUUGACAGAUAUGGCCAUUUUUAGUCUGGUAACUAAACACAAUUUAAUCUGGUUAAAGGCCACUUCCAAAACAUUGGGGUGCUCAAUAGAGAUGGAGUGAUGGGCCUUUUCCAGCACAAGCAAGUUUAGGGGCAGUCUGUGUGCCAGUUUCUUUACAUGUUUGUUAUAUUGGGAAUGUUUUUCUUAAUAUAGUUUUUUCCUUUUUGUUAAUUUCUUUGCAUUGCUCCAUAAGCCCACCCGGGGGAGAGGUGGGGGGAUUUAGUGGAAUUAACUUUUUUUUUUUAAAUAUUGGUUGAGACUGUGGAUCCAUUACAAGGACACCUCACAAUGCAUCUCACCUCUUCAGAGCUAAAAACUUUCACUAGCCAUUUGCUGUGGGCAAGUAGGCCUGUCCCAGGUUAAUUUAUCAGGAUUGCACCUUCCAGUCUGCUCUCAUUGUUUAAUCUCUCUGACUCACACAUUAAACUACUUCCUUCUGUCUUAUUGAUUAGGAGCUUACAAAUUUAGGCUUCCCUUCUUUACAAACUGCAUCCAAAAACGGAGAAGGAAAACAGCUGAAUGUGGUUUCAAUUGUGAAUUGUAUUCAUGAGUUACUGCAACGUCACUCCAGAUACCUGCGAGGCAGAGAGGAAGCCGAAAUGCAACUUCUGAAAGUAAAAAGUGAUCUGGAUCAUCUGCAGAGCAUCCACUGCAGGCAAAAAGUGAGAGUCCACAUGUCCUCCUAUAGUCUUGUACAUGUAAUAACUGGGCAAGUGCUUCAGGUGUUUACUAAUAAUAUUGCGUGUACUUGGUAUCUGGCAAAGUACUUCUACUGGGGCCAGUAGGUAAUAAAAGUGUGAUCUCUGUUGCACAAUUUAAGUAACAAAGUACAUUUAGCCUAUAUCUGCAAAUAGGAUGGAGGGGUGUUUAGUACUGAAAGACCUUGUCUUUCUAAACCUCUGCAUCUUUCAAAUUAAUAGCACAUGGUGCAGAUUGGUAUCUGUGUCAUUCCACCCUGAGCUUCCAUUCACACAGACCAUUCCUAUUGCCCCCUCAUCGCAGCCAACAGCUCAGCGUUCAGGCCUGUAAUUUAAAUGUUGCUUUGACAAAUGAGUUUGUUUUUCCCAGGAUCAGCUCGAGACCACUCGCAGAGAAAAUGCUACCCUGCAAGAGCGUGAACGGCAGGCCCAGUGUAAGAACAGGAGCCUGUUACAGCUGCUGAAAAAUGAGAAGGAAGAGGUACAAGCUGGGCUCAGGUUAAGGAACCAUAAUUAAUUUACUGUUCAUGGCACUCUGGCGGGGAGGGCUCACUGAGGUUAGGUGGAAGCACCACAAGGGUUAAAUUACUUUGCAUCACGGCUGUAGCUGAGCUCUGUUUGAGGCACCAAGGGGUUACAUAGUAAUGCAUUGCUUUAGCUUUGAGAGGAUUGCCUCACUCUGCAGGCUAAAAUAAAAUUAGGGGUGGGGGGGCAUUGAUCUAACCAAUCGGUGUCCUAUCCCUAGGAAUGCUUGAAAAGUGUGUUGCGCAUGCCUGAAAGAUUUAUACAUGUGCAGUGCAUGCUGACAACAGAUGGGUUGUUUUUUUUUAUGCACCAAAUUGACAUUGGGCAGUCUGGAACAGACUUUUGUGCUGCCUAAUGUCAUACUGGGGUCAGCUAUUUUCCAGCACACAAUUAACAAUAACCCUGGAUGUGCAGAGUUUCAACCUGAUCCAGACUCUUAUCACCAUGACCACUUCAAAAAGACGAAUGAGUCCUGCUGGUUGGAGUAACUCUGUAAUAGAAACUAUACUGUAUGUUUAUUAGAGAGGUCACUGUCCGUUAUCCACUAAACUAAGAAUUCAAAGGAAAUUUCACAUUUUAGGCCAAAAUAGCCUAAGCUGGAAGCAACCCCACUAUUUUUACCUGUAACGGCACCCCCAGGCAUAAAAGGGCUUAAAAGCCGCUUAGUAGAUAUUCCCUUCCAGAGACACAGGCACAGCUACUGUAGACACCAAUACACCGAACCAGAGAAGCAUUUGAAUGCUCUCAAACAUACGAAUGCUGUAAACAGCCGUAUAGGAAAAACCAUACGAAUAGGUUUACACUCCUAGCAGUCAAACUGGAACAGCAUACAAUAAAUCCCUCCCCCCCCUCCCCCCCCCAAGAACGAGACAAGGCUCCGUUUUGGGGGUCAAGCAGGAACAGACAGAGCUGUGGGUUUAUUGUUCUUAUAUACACAUUCUUACACAUUAGGACCACCCACAGGGUUUUGGAAAACAACCAAUAAACACGUACAAUGCACUCAGACACUCCUCCCCUCUGCCUGUGAUACAAUUACCUUACACAAUGGGUAAUGUAAUUAUCACAGGCAGAGAAAUACAGUUUUUCCACAUUAUUCAUAACUUGAAAAGUACGCAUCACAUUCACAAACAUUUUCAGACUCCGCAUACUCCAAAUACAAACAUAUGUCAAAAUCAUCCAAAUUGGUCCAUUGGUUCAAAAGAUAGAUCAUAGUCCUUUGUGACCAAAUGAAGCAUGGCUUUUCUGCCCAAAACCAGUUCCACAGAGUCUUCUAUCCUGGAGAUAAUUGGGAAGUAAUCCAAUUAUCUCCAAGGACAGAGGCAAAACUCCAUUGAACACAUGGCAGCAAAAAACCAUAAAAUACAUAAAAACAUAUAACUGUGCAGCCAUUGCACAAAACAGGUACAUUCAACAUAUCCCCAGAUAGCUCAGAUCUGAGCGCACAUUAUUACUGAAGGGUGCUCAGAGCACACACAUACAGUAUAAUUGCCAUGGAGCCAAAGUCUUUCCCAUAGUCUUUCAUUAUACGAAUGGGCUCCAUGGCAUAGCUAUCUGGGGUAUCACCGCUCCAACAGGGCAAGCACCGAAUGACCCGGCUUUCGUGUCUUUGCAGGGGGAAAUCAAGCAUUUCAACAUGGGGCCAUAGUCAAAAGGCAGCAGACGGGCAACCAGGCUCCUCCAAUGCACAGUGGCGAGAUUGGUCUUGUCACAAUACCUUUUUAAUAUCAGAUUCUCAUUUUAGUGAAUAACGCGGUCACUGGUCAGUUUGUGUGUGUUUAUUUUAUUCCAGUUUCAGAAGCUGCAGCAUAUCAUUGCCAGUCGUUCUACUCAAUAUAACCACAAUAUGAAAAGAAAAGAGCGAGAGUUCAACAAACUGAAAGAGAGAUUGUAUCAACUUGUGAUGGAUAAAAAAGACAAGAAGAUCUGUGAGUUACUGUUAGAAAUUAAUAUAAUCACAGGUGUGCCCCGCUCGGCACCAAGGUUAUGCUGCAUGUUACAAAGAGUUAAUCAUAUAUUAAUGCACCGAGCCUGAAAGAGUUAGUUAAACAUACAUUUUGUAGUACAUUGGGGGAUAUUUAUUAGUGUUCUGGAACGUGGCGGUUAAGUUUUCCCCUAUUUUGACCAUGUUAACAUUGUCUAAAAAGUAUAUUUUCUUUAUAGUACAUUUUUGCCACAUUGAACAUAUCCGAACAAGCCAAGCUAGGUCCCAGGGCAGCUAUCGCUAUUUUCCUUCAUUAAAGGGACACUAUAGGCACCCAGAUUACUGCAUCUUAUUGAAGUGGUCUGGGUGCAUUCUCCCUGUCCCUCUUAGUCCUGCAAUGUAGAGAAACUGUAAUGUUUAUAUUGCAGAACUAGGACUGUGCUUUCCGGGAGUUCACCAGACUGUAGGUUGCUUAAGUGACGCUGGACAUCCUCACUCUCUGCAUUAGGGCAUCCAGAGUCCGUGAAAACAUUAUAGGAGAGCAUUGAGUCAAUACUAACCUAUGGGGAGGCCCUAAUGCACACAUUCUCAAAGAAGGUGCAAUGCCAAUGGAUAUCGGGAGCGUAAACAAAAGUGUUGUGUUUGCAUCUUUACAUGCCAGGGGGCAUGUAAGAAGACACUUUAUUAUAGAAGUCCAGCAAGUACUUGGCUCAGCAUCUGGCAACUUCAUCGGAAUGCCAAGUUGACCAUUCUACAGUCCGAAGAAUAGAGAAUAUCUGCAAUAAUAUACAUUGCCCAUGAUCAAAGACGGUUCGGCAAAACCUGAAAUGUGUUGCAAGCAUUUACUGCAUUAACCGUCACAAUUUUGGAGUAAAUUAUGCACUGUGCAUAACACCUGCAUUCUCGUAUAGUUGAGGAGUUCACUUCUGUUGGUUCUGCAUUAGAAGAAAUUCCACAUGUAAAACUAUUCUUUAAAUCCAUAUGGAGGAGAGCAUUUUAUGUUUUGUUUUUGGUUUAUUUCAAGCGAUGGAUGUCCUGAAUUAUGUGGGUCGAGCAGAUGGAAAGCGGUCCGUUUGGAAGACCAGUCGUACUGAAGCCAAGUAAGUGAGUGAUAACAUAACACAGAGGAUACUGGAUGCAAGAAAACGGGCACUUUUACUUGGUGUUCUUUAUUUCUAAGGAAUGAAGAGGAGAUGUAUAAGGUUCUGUUGAGUGACUAUGAGAAACGACAAAAAGAUCUCCUGAUGGAAAACGUGGAACUUAAAAAAGUCCUUCAGCAAAUGAAAAAAGAAAUGGUGUUCAUUCUGGGCCCACAAAAAUAUCCCACUGUGGACCAUGCAGAGGACAGCUUGGGAGUGGUAAGUCUGCUACAGACUGCAUCGUGUUAAAUCACUUUAAAUUGAUAGUCACUCUCCUCCGUUAAAGGAAGAUCCCUACUUCCUCUCUUCCUGUCGUGAGGGUUUAUAGGAACACCCCAUUUUCCCAUCUUGUUAAAGUGGAAUGGCCACUUCUCUGGUAACUACAUUUUUGAAAAUCACCCCUCUCUGUGCUGUAGCAAUGACUAAUAUGGAGCGAAGAAGUAGUUGCCCUGUGAUAGGAUAAAGAGAUUUGGAUUUCUAAAUGUGAUUAAAUAUUGGUAUAAGUAAACGUAGUUAUAAAAAUAAUCAUGAGAAGAAAUAUUAAUUCUCUAAUCCCAUCCUCUCUUUAAAGAAGUAUCCUGGUACCGUCUCCUUAUUGAAGGAAUGUCCCAGGACCCCCUAUCCCCACAAUCCAUGUUUUAAUGGCAUCUCUUUAGCCAUUUUCUUAUUGUGCGAAUAAUUGAAAGCAUUCAUAUUCAGUUUAGUGGCAGAUCUUGUGGUUUGUUCUUAGUCCCAGGUCCUUUCUGAUGUCGAAGAUGUUGCUGAUUCUAGUAAAGAGACCAUAUCCGAAUUAUCUUGUGAAACUGUGCGUGCACAACUUAUUGAUAGCAUCCGGCAGCAAUGGCGUAUAGUUAAAAACCACGUGGAGAGACUGGACAGCCAAGGUAACCACCAUUUAUCCAUUAAAACCUUCACGUAAACAUGGAACCAGUACUUUGUGUUUGCUAAAUUGCUGGUACGUGUAUUGUUUGAAAGAUUCAAGUAGGAGUUUUCAUCACUUAAGCAUGGAGAUAUUCUUAUUUGAAUAGCACUUUACCAUACUACAAUAGGUUUCUUUAACAACCAAUAACUGACCGACCGAAAUGAAUUAAUCCCUGCUAAAAGGAGGGGAUAAAGGAACACGAGGGAGAGUUUCUUACAUAUGAUGUGUCCGAUGAUCAGUAAAGGUGCUACAUAUAAUGUGUUGGAUGAUCAGUAAAGGUGCUACAUAUAAUGUCUUGGAUGAUCAGUAAAGGUGCUACAUAUGAUGUCGGAUGAUCAGUAAAGGUGCUACAUAUGAUGUUGGAUGAUCAGUAAAGGUGCUACAUAUGAUGUUGGAUGAUCAGUAAAGGUGCUACAUAUGAUGUUGGAUGAUCAGUAAAGGUGCUACAUAUGAUGUGUUGGAUGAUCAGUAAAGGUGCUACAUAUGAUGUGUUGGAUGAUCAGUAAAGGUGCUACAUAUGAUGUGUUGGAUGAUCAGUAAAGGUGCUACAUAUGAUGUGUUGUAUGAUCAGUAAAGGUGCUACAUAUGAUGUGUUGGAUGAUCAGUAAAGGUGCUACAUAUGAUGUGUCCGAUGAUCAGUAAAGGUGCUACAUAUAAUGUGUUGUAUGAUCAGUAAAGGUGCUACAUAUGAUGUGUUGGAUGAUCAGUAAAGGUGCUACAUAUGCUGUUGGAUGAUCAGUAAAGGUGCUACAUAUGAUGUUGGAUGAUCAGUAAAGGUGCUACAUAUGAUGUGUUGGAUGAUCAGUAAAGGUGCUACAUAUGAUGUCGGAUGAUCAGUAAAGGUGCUACAUAUGAUGUUGGAUGAUCAGUAAAGGUGCUACAUAUGCUGUUGGAUGAUCAGUAAAGGUGCUACAUAUAAUGUGUUGGAUGAUCAGUAAAGGUGCUACAUAUGAUGUUGGAUGAUCAGUAAAGGUGCUACAUAUGAUGUGUUGGAUGAUCAGUAAAGGUGCUACAUAUAAUGUGUUGGAUGAUCAGUAAAGGUGCUACAUAUGAUGUGUUGGAUGAUCAGUAAAGGUGCUACAUAUGAUGUCGGAUGAUCAGUAAAGGUGCUACAUAUGCUGUCGGAUGAUCAGUAAAGGUGCUACAUAUGUGUUGGAUGAUCAGUAAAGGUGCUACAUAUGAUGUCGGAUGAUCAGUAAAGGUGCUACAUAUGAUGUUGGAUGAUCAGUAAAGGUGCUACAUAUGAUGUUGGAUGAUCAGUAAAGGUGCUACAUAUGAUGUGUUGGAUGAUCAGUAAAGGUGCUACAUAUGAUGUCGGAUGAUCAGUAAAGGUGCUACAUAUGAUGUUGGAUGAUCAGUAAAGGUGCUACAUAUGAUGUUGGAUGAUCAGUAAAGGUGCUACAUAUGAUGUUGGAUGAUCAGUAAAGGUGCUACAUAUGAUGUUGGAUGAUCAGUAAAGGUGCUACAUAUGAUGUGUUAGAUCGGAUGUACCAGAGGAAGAAUAGAUGGAAAAAGAUAAAUUCAGUUUUAAAAAUACUUUGUUUUAGAAAAAAAGAGAUGCCAUCCAGUUAGUUCAGUGGUUAAAGUGGGAAUACCUGUAUAGAAUUAAUGAUAUUCACUCCUUCAAUGUAGAAUGUGCUUGUCUGUUUGCAGCUUCUAUUGUACAAGUGACAUCCCCAGAUUUGAAUAAUUUAAUUUCGAGGGAAGAUCAUGAACAAGAGGUUGAAAAACUUAAAGAAGAGAUUCAAAGAUGUAAAGAAACCAUUAGAAAUCAACAACACCUCUUUCAGGUAGACACUCUGUUUGCUUCAUUUUACUGUAAGGUCCUUUCUUCCUUCUCUAAGUGAGCAGGGUUUGCUGUGAGAGACCCUCUUAGUUAAAAUGUCAUGGGUGGGGGUUAGAGGGCUUUUCAGAGUGCAGAGGAAACAUUCCAUUGUCCGUUACAUAGUUGAAGAGACACAUGCAUCUAUAUAGCCUUUUUAAACAUGCUGUUGACCCAAAAGAAGGCAAAAAACACCAGUUAGAUGCACUUCUAAUUUAGCAACAAGCUAGGAAAACCUUCCUUCUUCACCCCAGAAUGGCAGUCCGAUAUCUCCUUGGAUCAAGAAGCUAUUACAAAUUAUAUCACUGCUUUUGCAAGUAUUUAUCCAAUUGCUGUGUAUUGCAGAGAAUUCCAUAUCUUUAUUGUUUUACUGUUAAAAAAAACAAAACAAAAAAAACCUUUCCUUUGUCUUAAACCUAAUCUCCUUUCUUCAAGUCAAAAUAGGUGACUGUGUCCUAGGUAUAGUACUGUUUCUGAAUAGAUUUCCAUACAGUGGCUUGUAUUGGCCCCCGGAUAUAUUUGUAUAAUGCUAUCGUAUCCCAUAUAAGGCACCAUUUUUCUAAACUGAAGAGGUUUCAAUUUGUUAACCUUAUUUCAUACAUAAAAUGCUCCAUUCCUUUUUAUUAAAGGGAUUCUAUAGUGCCAGGAAAACAAAGCUGUUUUCCUGGCACUGUAGCAUCCUGCAGUGCCCCCCCCCCCAUUCCGUGCUACUUACCUAGCUUACCUGAACUCAACACCUAUGUCACUCGGCGAUGAGUCAUUCUCCAACCUGAUGCGCAUGUGCGGCAAUGGCCGCUCUCGCCUUAGGAUUUCCCCAUAAGAAAGCUUUAUUCAAUGCUUUCCUAUGGGGAGAAAUCUGACGCUGGAUGUCCUCAUGCAAUUCCGGAAGUCCUUCUAGUGGCUGUCUGGUAGACGGCCACUAGAGGAAGAGUUAACCCUCAGAGGUAAUUAUAGCAGUUUAUCUGUACCUCUGCAGGGUUAAGGAACAUGGGACAUUGCACCGAGACCAUUCCAAUGAGCCGAAGUGAUCUGGGUGCCUACAGUGUCCCUUUAAUUUUGUAGCCCACCUCUGCACUUUUUCUAGUGCUCAGAAUUGUACAGCAUAUUCAAGAUGUAGUUUUACCAGUGAUGUUUAUAAAGAGGCAAAAUGAUAUUCUCAUCACGAGAAUUAAUACCCUUUUUCAUUUAUGCAUACCUUACUGGCCUGAGGGACACCACUUGCCACCUCUGUCCAUCUUGAAAAUGUACCAUUAAUGACAACUAGUCGUACUCUAAUUUUUUAAGCCGAUGUUCUAACCAAGAACAAGAAUUUCCAUCUACACCAAAUUCCUUUAGUUGGAAGACUAACCUAUUGUGAGGAAGCGUAGCAAUCGCCUUGUCAAAAUCCAAGUAGAUCACAUCCACGCCAAUACCCUGAUCUAUGCUUCUUAGUUCUUUGUAGUUUUAAGAAGUCCCAGUAAUCAGAUGCAGGUACUUCUUACAUAUAUGUAGGGCAGGUACCACUAAACCCAUGAAAAAAAUGUUUAAAUCUCUAGAUCCUGUCUCCAACAAAGUCCUCCAACAAAGUCCUCUAGUCCCAGGAAUGGGCUAGCGAGCUAGUCGCAUGCUCUAUGGUUGCUAUGGUAACUCCAUAGCUGGCGCUGGCUAGGGUGUGUAGGAAUGGAGUGACGUGACGUCAUUCCAUUCAGAUGCAGGCAAUAAAAUCCAACGUGUCUGCGUCAUGGAGGUUGGCCCUGCUUGAGGAAGGUUCCCUAUUGUCACGGCUUACCUUAGUUGGCAGUCCGGUAGGCAGAAAUUUAUGCUCACCUUUGCAAUUAAACACAGGCCAAGGUGGUCAUGUAAGAAUUCACCUGGCCUGUGAGUCUGUGCAUGGGGGCUGUGCAGGAUGUUGUUCCAAGUCGCAGUACAGGUAAGGACACAAGCAGGACAAUCGUCGAGGGUAAGCCAAAGUCAGAGGAUGCCAAAAGUCAAAAUACACGAUGCAAAUAAGCCAAGGUCAGGAGCAAAACGAUCUGGAUACACAAACAGGAACCAGAGUCAAUGAACUGACACUGCCCUCAGGGAGAGGCAGUGUCUUCUACCUGGCUAAUCAGUGAUGCUUUACAGUUGGACUACGAUUGACAGGAGCAGUCGCAGGUUAAGUCCAGCCCCCAGUGCUGGAGACUUCAGGCCAAAUCAAGGACCGAAGUGGCUCAGAGGCAGGAACGCAGGCUGAGAACCAUAAAGCACCCAGGUUCAAAUCCCCUGUUGGGCACUUCUGGGCCGACCUCGUCUAGAUGAGAACUGUGACACCUAUGCAUGGCAAAUCGGAGGAGUGCGUGCGGACCGUGUAAGUGUAACACCCACCUCUUUAAUUAGAUUGUGGUGGGGGAGCGCAGGGCCAGGUAAGACAUGACUUUAGAGCAUAACUAUGCAAAGUUGUGGGGUUUUUUUUUUUAUUUUUUAUUUUUUUUUUACUGCCAAUAAGCAUUUAACUACUGUAAUUUAAAUCAAUACGAACUGAUGAGUCCCGUUUGAUUCAACUCGUAUAACAUUCAGAUUCUAGUGAAUAACUCCAUUAAUAAAGAUAUUGAGUUUACUGAACACUCAGAGCGCAGCACACUUAAAACGCCAAAAAAGUACUUUGACAAAACGGUCAUUGUACGAAACACUGUUGUGACGAGAGCAAUCUCGCCACAUUGCAUUGGAGAAGCCUGGUUGCUCGCCUGCUGCCUUUGGACUAUGGCCCCCUGUUAAAAGACAUCUUUUUCACUGCAGAAAAGACUUAUUUGUGCUUUUCUGCCCGGUGUUCGGUAGAUUCUCGGAUUUACUGAAUGAACUCCUAUAACCCAGAUAGGUAUGCCAUGGAGCCUAUUCAUGUAAUAAAAGACUUUGGCUCCAUGGCAAUUGAACUGUAUGUGUUUGUGGUCUGAGCGCCAUUCAGUAUUAAUGUGCGCUCAGACCUAAGCUAUCUGGGCAUAUGUUGUGUGGCGAAACCUACCUCGCCACUGGGCAUUGGAGAAGACUGAUUGACAGCCUCCUGCCAUGUGACUAUGGCCCCUGGGAUGUAUUGCCCUUUAAAGACAUGAUUUGGGUAUAAUGGAUUUGUGUUGUGCUGCUGCUAGCCCUUUUAAGAACCAUCUGGUGACAUACUGUGGAGUUACUGGGUGGCCACCAUUUCCUGUAUCAGAAGCACAUGGUGAGAACAAUGGAUGGCGGCCAUUUUAACUCACAGACACUGUGGACUUUUCAACACGGUGCCAUCUCGCCAGUAUUUGUUGCACAGAGACAUCGUGCGGUGGUUUUGGACUAUACAGCAGGGGACACAUUAUACAGUGAUUGUUUUUAUUUAGCCUGUAUAUGUUCUGCAGAAUCUGCAUUAAACUGUAUUUUCCAAAGUACUGAACGGAUCUGGGUGAAUUUUGGAUAUGUGGUUCACCCAGAUCCCCGGUUCCAAUGAUAUACUUUUUAUGGGGUUAUUGCAUGUUUUGGGGUCCCUGUGAUGUGUUUUAUGAAACUGUAUUUCUCUGGGGAGGAUUUUGUGUGGGAGUGUCUGGGUGUAUUGUACGGAUUGAUUGGCUGUUUUGUAACGCCCUGUGGGCUGUACUAUGUUUGUGGAUUGGGAAUAAAAGAGACUGUAUGUGACAGUACAGGGAGUUCCUGUUUAACCCUCAAAGUGAAGUGUCGUCUCAUUAUUGGGGGAAGGAUUCAUUGUAUGCUGUUCCAGUUUGACUGCUAGGAGAGUAAACCUAUUCGUAUGGUUCCUAUUCAACUGUCUACAGCAUUCAUAUGCUUGAGAGGAUUCACAUGCUUCUCCGGUUCGGUGGUUGUGGUGUCUGCUGCAGUGCUUGGAGUCCUCAGGAAGCGCUAGGAGCAUCCUUUAACGGAGGUACCCAGUCGGGGUGCCAGGUAAUCCGUUACAUGUUGCAUGUCUGUAUUUUAUGUCAUAAAUGUAACCUUGUGUAUUUGAUUGUAUUUUACUGUCUUUUUGCUGCCAUGUGUUCAAUGGAGUUUUGCCUCUGUCUUUGGAGAUAAUUGGAUUACUUCUAAUUAUCUCCAGGAUAGAAGACUCUGUGGAACUGGUUUUGGGCAGAAAAGCCAUGCUUCCUGUGGUCACAAAGGACUAUGAUCUAUCUUUUGAACCACUGGACCAAUUUGGAUGAUUUUGACAUAUGUUUGUAUUUGGAGUAUGCUGAUUCUGAAAAUGUAUGUGAAUGUGAUGCAUACUUUUCAAGUUAUGAAUAAUGUGGAAAAAUUGUAUUUCUCUGCUUGUGCUAAAUUACAUUACCCAUUGUGUAAGGUAUUUGAAUUACAUGCAGAGGGGAGGAAUUUGUGUGGGAGUGUCUGGGUGUAUUGUAUGUGUUUAUUGGUUGUGUUCCAAAACCCUGUGGGUGGUACUAAUGUGUAAGAAUGUGUACAUAAGCACAAUAAACCCACAGCUCUGUCUGUUCACUGCUUGACCCUCAACACGGAGCUUUGUCUCGUUCUUGGGGGUAUUUAUUGUAUGCUGUUCCAGUUCGACUGCUAGGAGUGUAAACCUAUUCCUAUGGUUUUUCCUAUUCGGCUGUUUACAGCAUUCGUACGGUUUCCUGUUCGACGGAUUGGUGUUCUGCAGUAGCUGUGCCUGCAUAUCUGGAAGGGGACGAUCGCCUAAACGGUUUUAACCCCUUGUGUGCUGAAACGGUCCGUUACAACUGUUAACUAGUCACACUCACAAGAAUGGGACUAAAAAACAGUAAAAUGACUGAUAGACACUUCAUAUCCAAUUAUCCAGAAUAGUCUCUCCUCCUGUGUCGGCACGCUGGAAUCUGUAAAACCUGGACUCUUCCAAUAACUCUGCAAGGAAUGGACAUGCUGAAAUGGGGUAGAAGCUUGGGACGUGGUUGGCAACUUUAUGCACCGUUACCCCCGGGCUGACUAACUGGUAAUCUAGGUUGUUGGUGCUGCACUUAUCGUCAGACCACAGAGAGAUUUGGACUAUGCUUUUACCUUUUUUGAUAUCGAGACUAUUUUUAUACAUUUUUGGCACAUCGAAGUUUGGAUAUUUGUCUUUAUUGUCUGGAUUCUCUUGAAUUCCCACUCCUUUUUGUGUGGUAAUUGUACUGUAUUUUUUUAUUUAUUUUGGUUGAGUACUUUUUGCGACUGUUUUAAGCAUUCUGCAGUUUUUGAUUUUACUUUUUAUUACAUGAAAUAUAUCCUGUAUUUACUUAGUAUCUAGCAUCAGUUAACUAGUCCUAUAAGUAAUAUAUUGUUUGACACCAAUUGUCAGCUUAUUUUGUAGAACCGUUUCUCUGAAGUAUAGAUUUAACUAAUACAUGAAUUGAGCUAAAAUAAAGAGAUCUUUUAAUUUAUUAAAUAUAUAGAUCCAAUGUGCUUGCACUCCUGGUAGAUAGUGGUUUGUUUGUGCCUGGUGCUGGUCUGACUAAUUCCAGAAUACAAGUAAAUUGACUGCACUCAAAGGACUUCAGACCGGAGGAGGUGAGUAUUAAUAAUGCAUAACUUUUAUUAAUUCAUAUAAAAUCAGUCGAUGGUUCAGUCCCUCCUAGGGGACUUUCAUCAGGGCAAAUGAACCGCUGACUGAUUUUUAUAAGAAUAAAUAAAAAUUAAAUAUUCUUAAUGCCCACCUCAUAUAUCUAUAUCCCACUCCCAGGCUGUCCAGCAUCUUCAAAAUCCUCACAGGAAAGCAUUAAUUCAUGGCACUCGCCGUGCAUGUGCAUUAGGUUCCUCCAUCACCAUGAUGUUGGAGAGGGAGGAGCCAGCACUGAGGGACUUCGGUGCUGGAUUAAAGUGACAAAAAGGGAGGGGAGUUAUCCCACUUCUUACUAGUUGAUCACAGCGGACCUAAAGCUAGAGACCGGGGAUUACUGUAUACUGUUGGUAACACUGCUUUGUAUUCUUAAAGCUAUAGUGUUUAACAGCAUGCUUCCAGACAUGAAGACCUCAGAACUUAGAAGAUCUUCAUUAGGAAGCACCUCUACUGGAAGCGAUUUAUGGUGUAUGAGUGUUCCUUUAAAUCAGCACCUCUAUGUGCUGUAUAUCUGCAGUUAUUGGAGCUUUGUCUGAUUUAAAUUGGCACGUUGCCAUCUGUGAGCUGUGAUUGAAUGUAUACAAUAACAGUGACCAGUCUCUUCUCAUGCAACAGCAGAUUAAUGUGCCCAGCUAUGACUCCUCAACAAUCCUUCAGGACUGCUACCUUCUAGAGGAUGGGGAACGUCUCCGUGAGGAAUGGCAGUUAUUCAACGAACAAAAGAAAAACUUUGACCGUGAAAGGAGGAGUUUUACUGAAGCUGCAAUCCGACUGGGUCACGAAGUAAGGAGGGGUUUCUGCUAUUAAACUGUUUAAAUUCUUUACACUUCUGCUUUGCAUGAUUAGUCUAUUCACCAGGUCGUAUUCAGCCUCUCUUGACUGAAUUUUUGUUUUUCAGAGGAAGACCUUUGAGGAGGACAGAGCCACUUGGCUAAAGCACCAGUUCUUGCACAUGACCGUGUGUUCUGAUUGGAAAAGCUCAGAUCACGGUAAACCUCAAAGUGCCUUAUUUAGUAAGUGUUAAGCAUACAUCGUGGCUUUCAGGCUUUACUUUUAAUUGCAAUGGUCAAUAGCUGUAGCAGACUUGUUCCCCUCUCUGUUCGGUUGUCGUGCCCCCCUUAUUUGUUUCCUGAACAAAUAAUAAUUUCCCAUUUUUAUACCCACUGAACACGCAAAUUAGCAUUUGGCUCAAGAACUUUCUCUGGGUGGCUGCCAUUCGUAUACCUGAGCACACAUGCUCUAGUGAAUGGUGGCCAUUUUGUCUCCCGAAUGCAGGCAGUGGUACAUAGUCAUAAAGCGUCUGGAACCCUUUUCAGAUACGAGAUCCCUCGAACCUCGGUGAAAACUGCCUGUUCCCCUGCCUGCUCUGCUCACAGACGAGUCAGGAGAUCCCUGUUCGGGAGAGAGAUAUUACCGACCAGGGGAAGCAUUCAUUGUUGUUUGCACAGGAAGUCCCGAAAGUUGACCGGCCGCUUGUCCUGUGUUAUCCUGGAUAUAGAUUAUGCUCUAACAGGAGGAACCAUCACUCGUUAGUACAUUUCCUGAUCUGUCUUUAAUUCUGUGGGAUUUAUCUUCGGCCCAGUAAAUCUGUGAUAUUGCUCAGGCACUUUAAUUUUACAGAGCCCAAAUCGUCACUAUUAAAAGCCAGUAGGAGGUUGUGGAUAAUAUGGGAAACUGGUAAUAUUACAUUAGACUGAUUUCUUCUCCAAAAUUGGUUUCUUCAACCCGUUCAGGUAUGGAGCAAGACCAGUAUGUGUCACAAAAUAAAUAUCCGCGCAAACCGCCCGUAUGUCUGGGAGAAUCUGUCAGACUGCUGCCGCCUGCCCCGUCCUCCAAACAUCGCCAGCCACAGAGAGACAGGUAAAAACAGAGAGUAACACUGACCGCUACAUGAUCUAAUGUACUGUAUGAACAGAGCCAGUUCUACAUUAAUACACUGGUGGCAACAAAGAACUUUACAUUUAUCAUGUGUUUUGCCUUUUGUAGCAAAGUUCUCUGGGUAGCUUUUUGUUUAAUUCUCCUCUGCUCAGUCCUACUAAGUGGCUAUGAUUGACUGAAGUAUAGUGCGGACCUUUCCAAAUUAAAAACUCACCCUUUUUGGUCGCCGUAAGCUGUGUAUUCCACCUCUUUCUUUGUGAAUGGAAGCUUGGAAUUGUCUUAGGGAAGUAUUUGAAUCCGAUGGCUUUUAGUUUGCUGGGAUAGAAUUUAACUUUUAUUUCUUUUUCACUCCCUUCCAGCUCUUCCAGAAGUCCUAAUGCAGCAAUUCCCUAAAGUGAGGAGAUACCUUGCGGCCAGUUCAUGCCGUCUGGAUCCAAAAGAAAGGUUCCUGAGACUAGCACCUCUUUCUGUUACAUGACUGUUCUUUUUCCUGAUGAAUAUGUAACAGAAUAACCUGUUUCCUUUCUCUGUGUCUCUCUCCUUUAUUGUUAUGCAAUGAUCACUGCCUGCUGUAAAUAUUAGACAAGGAAUCAAUUUUGGUAGAUUUUAUUUUGAUAGUUAAAAAUCUUUUUUCACAGCUGGUAUUGCUAUUUUGGUUAAUGUCCACCUCUGUAUGUUGGAGGUGUCUAUAAGAUUUUCCACUACGUAUCCAAGUUCCUCUCAGGGUGUGAUUUGCAAAGAAACCUAAUGGCCUUAAAGCAAUGCUAAUGUCCUGAUGCCUUUAGAAACUCCUGAGUGAAGGUUGAAAUACCUUGACCUUCUGCUAAGUUUUAUUUCUAAAUGUCUUGCCAGAUCCCAUCUAUCAUUGUGAUAUAAUAAUGGAUAUGACUUGACUACAAAUGUUUGCUGCCUCCCUUCCCGUAUCACAAAGCACUUUUGGGGGGUGGUAAAAAAGCAUACCACAAUUUAAUGCUCUUAUUUAAAUUGCUGCUUUCUUGAUAUCAGGACUUCAUUCUUAUUUGUCCAACAUACUUGUGAUUGUGAACAUGCAUUGUCCCCACGCUAAUUCAGCAGCAAGGCUUCCCGGCUAGUAAAUGGACCUAUCUUAUAUUUUGACUGGCAGGUACCAAAAGUCUUACAAAAGAAGCCGAUUUACUUUUAUGAAACACUGUAAAUUUCUGCCAGAUUGGACCGGCUUCCUCUAUCUUUGGCACCAUAAAUCUGGGCAACAAUGCUGUAAUCUCAGCAGCCCCCAUAUGGACGUCCCCAUUGUGGCUCCUUGUUAGAAGUGUGUCCUCUGAUUGCAGGUGGGAAGCAAUCUGACAAUUUCUUAUCAGUUCAUCUUAACUUGCGAAACAUUCCUAUGGCUUAUCAGUUUGUGUUCCCUGUGUGUAUGGAAUAAUUGUCUAUAUGCAUUUUAAAUACUCAGUGAUAGCUUUUUUUUUAGAUUUUUAUUUUUACUCCUAAUAAUAAUAAUAAAAGGACUGUGUAUUUUUUUUUGUUUUUGUUUCUUUAGCUUUUGUCUUUUUAUUAUUUUUUUUUAUUCUACAUUUGUGACUGGGCUUAUGUGAGCUGUAGUCAAAUUCAUUUGUGAGGUUUUCUAAAGUCGGAAUUCAUCAAAGAACCCUAUAUUGCCGUAUCCUUAGUGCAAAAGGGAAAUGUUGCAGGUUGAAAAGUGAGUCAGAAAGAUUAGGUUUAUGAUGCUAAAGUAAUACUUUACCUGUAAACAAUAUGGUUGCACUGUGUAGGUUAGGUUACAGUUAGUUAUACUGGGUGGGUUUAUAUUAUUAAAGGGACACUCCGGGCUCCCACACACGUUAGAUGCACUGUGUAGGUUAGGUUACAGUUAAUUAUACUGGGUGAGUUUAUAUUAUUACAGGGACACUCCAGGCUCCCACACACGUUAGAUGCACUGUGUAGAUUAGGUUACAGUUAAUUAUACUGGGUGGGUUUAUAUUAUUACAGGGACACUCCAGGCUCCCACACACGUUAGGUGCACUGUGUAGGUUAGGUUACAGUUAUACUGGGUGGGUUUAUAUUAUUAAAGGGACACUCCAGGCUCCCACACACGUUAGGUGCACUGUGUAGGUUAGGUUACAGUUAGUUAUACUAGGUGGGUUUAUAUUAUUAAAGGGACACUCCAGGCUCCCACACACGUUAGAUGCACUGUGUAGGUAGGUUACAGUUAGUUAUACUGGGUGGGUUUAUAUUAUUAAAGGGACACUCCAGGCUCCCACACACGUUAGGUGCACUGUGUAGGUUAGGUUACAGUUAGUUAUACUGGGUGGGUUUAUAUUAUUAAAGGGACACUCCAGGCUCCCACACACGUUAGAUGCACUGUGUAGGUUAGGUUACAGUUAUACUGGGUGAGUUUAUAUUAUUAAAUGGACACUCAAAGUGUACAAUACUCCAGGUGAGGUCUCACUAGUGUUCGGUACACUUCCCUCUCUCUACUGCUAAUACGUCUCCCUAUACAACAAAGCAUUCUGCUUGGAUUUCAUGCUGCACUUUUACAGUGUCUGCCUACUGUGAAAUCAUCAUCAUUAAUAAUUACCCCAUAAUCCCUUUUUAUCAGAAAUUGAGGUUAGUAGAGUAUGAAAUAUUCUGUACUCUGCCCUUGGGUUUUUACGUCCAAGAUGCAUUAUCUUGCACUUAUCCACAUUAAAUGUCAGUUGCCACAACUCUAUUUUUCUAGAUUACUUAAAUAAUUUGCCAUUUGCCUUAUCCCUCCUGGAACAUCAACCCUUUUACAUAUCUUAGUAUCAUCAGCAAAAAGACAUACCUUACCAUCAAGACCUUCUGCGAUAUCACUAAUAAAACAUACUAAAGAGAAUGAGUCCAAGUACAGAUCCCUGAGUACAAAGACCUUGCUUUGAUUAUACUCCACUGACCACAACCCUCUGUUGCCUGUCACUCAGCCACUGCCUUACCGUAUUCAACAAUAUUGGAAUCCAAACUUUAAAGAUUGCAGUUUAUUGAUAAGCCUUACUGAAAUCUAGGUAAGCAAUGUCUACUGCACCACCCUGAUCUAUUAUUUUAGUUACUGAAGUGGAAAACAAUCACUAAAUUGAUUAUUUUGUGUAUCUGCCCCUGGCCAAAUUAAAGAAACAGUGCGUGCAUGCUCCCUGAAGUAAUUCACACCAGACACAAGUUUCAGGUUGAUGAAGAACUUGUGGAUUGUUUAUUCAGGGGGGACGGCAAGUACCUUUUAAAGCAAAAUUACAUCAUAUGCAUUGUCAGAGAUAACCUGAAAUAAUAAAUCAUUAAUUGGUUAGGUGUUAAGUGGUUCUCUUAAUGCUCUGCCUACAAGGUGUGAUGUCACUGGCAUCAUGAGGGUCUACCCCAGAUUCCAGCGCCAUCUUAUUACACGAGUUAGUUAGUCGAUGUUGGGGGUGGGGGGGACUCCUAGCGGCCGUUUUAAUUAAUCACAUAUAAGUAGAAUAAUGCUGAUUAUAGUUAGAUGAGUAAAUAGACAUUUUACGAACUAAAAAUUAGGUUAAUAUCUUAUUUCCACAACAGUUACCCAAUCAAAAAAAAAUCAAUAAGAUUAGUUUGGCAUGAUCUCUCUGAAGUAAACCCAUGUUGUCUCUGAUCUUGAAAUCCACGUGUUUUUAGAUGUUCAUCAAUCUUAUCCUUUAACAUGGUUUCCAUCACUUUCCCCACUAUUGAAGUAAGGCUUACUGGCCUAUAGUUGCCCGACUCCUCCCUAUUACCUUUCUUGUAAAUGGGCACAACAUUCGCUAACUUCCAAUCUUCUGGGACUACUCCUGUUAACAAUGAUUGGUUAAAUAAAUCUGUUAAUGGUUUUGCUAGUACACCACUAAGCUCUUUUAAUAGCUUUGGGUGUAUUCCAUCAGGUCCCAUUGACUUAUUUGUCUUUACUUUUGACAGUUGAAAUAGAACCUCUUCCUCUGUAAACUCACAUGUAACAAAUGACUAAUUUGUCCUUUUUCCCUUCAUUCUCAUCUGUAAAUACUGAACAAAAAUAUUAAUUGAGGCAGUCAGCUAGACCUUUACCCUCUUCUACAUACCUUCCUUCUUUUGUUUUUAAUCUAACUAAUCCUUGUUUUACUUUCCUUUUCUCAUUUAUGUAUCUAAAAAUGUUUUGGCCCCUUUUUUUACUGAUUGGGCUAGUUUCUCUUCUGUGUGUGAUUUGGUUUUCCUCACUCUGUUUUUCUUUUCUUUUUUUUUUUUUCUUUUUUUAAAUUAUUAAAUGCUAACAUGUUUUUUUUACUAUUUUGGCCACUGCUGCAGAGUACCGCAGUGGUUUCUGAAUUUUCCUGCUCUUAGUGACAAGCCUAAUGGAAUUUUCUGUAACUUUUAAAUAAUCCCAUUUCUCUUGAACUCCAUUUAAACAGCUCCAGUCUGAUAAGGACUCCUUUACGCAUAAUCUAAUUUUAGAAAAGUCUGUUUUGCUAAAAUCUUUAACUUUUGUCUAUUUUUUGUGGUGUGACUCAAUUAUCUUCUAUUAAACCACACUGACAGGUGAUCACAAGAUCCUUAUUUUUUACUUGCAGUACACAUUAGGUGUACGGUAUAGGUUAGGUUACAGUUAUACAGGGUGGGUUUAUAUUAUUAAAGGGACACUCCAGGCUCCCAAACACGAUACAUGCUCUGUAUAGGUUAGGUUACAAUUCUACUGGCUGGGUCUAUAUUAUUAAAGGGACACUCCAAGCCCCCACACACGUUAGGUGCACUGUGUAGGUUUGUUAUAGGAAUGCAAGGCUAAGAAGUACAUAAGAGAAUGGACACGGAUUCCAGGAAACAAACAUUGAUUUAUUUUCAACUGCAAAUGUCUGUCAGUCAAUAGUCUUGGAAUAACCGACUGAGCAAGCGUUUACAAGAGAACAAAGAAUAUAUACCACAAAUGAUGUAUUCCGUACGUAUACAAAGAAUAAAAAAAAUUACACCCACAUUACAAUUGUUACAACCAAUUAUUAAACUAAAACCUAUCUCUUACAUAUCUUAUUUUAUAGUGGGUGUUUCUGACGUUCCACACAUGCGCCCUGGUUCAAGAUAGUUGCACAGUAGUUUUAACCAUGUGUGUACUGAACUUUUCUUAAAAAUCCUGUAGCUUCUGUCACAUUCCCUCCUUUGAUGCUUCAACACCUGGAUACUGGUGGCUGAUAUGCAUCAUAACAUAAUACCAUACCAAUCUAGCAGUGGGUGCUAGGCAAGUGAGGUUACACAGUAUCUUCUUGAUUUAAGGGGUUUAUACCCCCAUAGGGCAAGUACACAAUCUGCUGUUUUCCUUUCUAUUGUAGCGUCAAUUGUACUACAGAGGGAACGGAGCAGCAAUGCAAUCAAACAUGGGAGUAGAAACCCUUCCACUAGAGUUUUUUUUUUUUUUCAAACCCUCCAAAGGAUUCAAACCAUCCUGUGAACCAACCAGUACUUGAACAUGGGCUACUGUCCUUAUUUUAUCAACAAUGUCACUUAUUUUCUUUAUCAUCAAUUUCAAGGCAAAAAUUAGACGAAUUUAAAUUUUCCAUACACCCCCUUCAGUGGCUAACAAAUAGUCUAAAGCUAGGCAGUUCUGAUAAAUAGCAGACCGCAUUUUGGUAUUCUAUUUGGCAAAAAGAUUGAGGGCUUUUGCAGUUUCAUUGGUCACAAUCUCAACUACAGCUUGUAACCUGAUUAUUCGAUUCAACAUGUAGAUAGGGGUACGACAACUAUAAGUCCCAUGAUAAGCUCAUGUAGCGGAACUAUAGUAGUCAAUUAUACAUUCAGGGUGUGACGAAAUCCACUUCGCCACUGGUUUUUGGAUACCCUUGUUUGCCAGGCUCCUAACCUGGGACUAUGGGCCCUGUGAUAACCCAUGUUCAAAAGUACUGUUUCUGCCCCUUGGACUUUUAAUUGGAACAGAUUCAAACGUGGUGGCGGCCAUCUUAAAUUGUCCAGCAGUGUUUUGUCGUUGAGUGUAUGGAACUGUUUUGGGCAUGGGACCAUGUGCACAGUGGGGCAAAAAUAAGACUUCCAGGAAAUUCCUGAACCGAUCUGGAUUAUUUUUGGAUAUGUUGUUCACCCAGAUUGGGGCUAUCAGGGGAUAUGUUGUAUUUUGGGGUUUGUAAAAAUGUAUGUUUUUUCUGUUUAGAUUGAGUUAGCCUAUUGUCUUUGCUAAUUGUAUCACAGGCAGAGGGGAGGGAUUGUGUGCUGUAAGUGGGAGUGCUGGACAUUGUUGUAUUGUUCUGAUUGAUUUGUGUGCCUGUGUUCCAUCAGGUCUAAGGGGUGUGCCUCUGGUCUGAGGAAUUGUAUAUAAGCAAACCUGUACUAAUAAAGCCUCAGACUAGUCUUGGCUCAUGUUUGGGGGAUUUGGAGAACUACCUACACCCCAGAGUAUAAUCACUAGCUCUUGUAAGAGCUGUUCCUGCUCUCUGGACUAAGAGAGGUCUGGAAGCUGGAUCCUGGUCUUGGGUCCAGAGUGGGUGGAAGGCGGCGAGACCCCAACCAAGCUGCGGCGGUUUGUGGGGUCUGCGGUGGUUAUGGUGUCUAGAGAAGUGCUUGGGGCCCUUGGGAAGCACUAGGAGCAUCCGUCAACCAAGGUACCCAAUCAGGGUGCCAGGCGAUCCGUUACACAGGGGGCCACUUAUUAUUUUUCCAUUAACCCAACAAUGCCCUUUGCUGCCUUAAAGGCUAUUCAUACACCAAGGAACCAAGUGACUCGCCCUCCCUUAGGGAAAGGUUUCAAAGUUCCUAGAACACAGGCUCCCGACCAAUCUCUGGGAAGUUUAGAGUAGGCCUUAAGGCCACAAAAUCCAAUACAUAUUAUUAGGUGCUAUCUAAGUGGACCCUGCAGACAAAUUGGUUCCUACACCUUUUAGAUGUUGGUAAUUACCAAAGGGACUAGGCGAUGGUUCAGAUGCAUUGGUUGCAGAACACCAGAAAGUGGUUCUAUCAAAAGAAUUCUACGUUUGCUGCCCUAGACACACGUGAGAGUACAUACAAAAGUCUCAAAUUCAGGACCAGAUCUGCUUAUGCACACAUUCCCAAUUAUGGAGGUCAUUAGCAACCAUUAAAAUUUUGGGUUGGGGUACUGUGUCUCCCCCUCUCCCUGCUGUAGUGCCAGCAAGUCUGUCUCACGUGCUUCCCAGGGCCACUGAUCACCCAUAUUGGUGCCACCACAUACAUAGCAACUAGUUACAUUUAGGGAUCGUACUAUGUUUUUAGCUAGGUCAAGGAACAAAUUAUGAGUGGUAUGGGAAUUUUCAAUCUAGAAUCCCAUUUCUUCUUAAAAAGAUUGAAAAACCUGGUGGGUCUCACUAUUUAAGACUUCAAUUUCAAUAUUCAAAUGUGGUAUGGUUCCCGGGCCUGUACUGGAAGCAUAUAUCUGCAGACCAUGGAAGGUGCCCCAUUUGUAUAGGAAUAUCAGGGGAUUAAACAGUUCAAGGGGUUACAGGGGCCAGGACCACAACUAGCUGUGGCCGACAUUGUCAGCAGACUCACAGAUAGGGUAUCUGAUUUAUAGGUUCCUCAACUCACACAACUUCAGUAGGAGCAAUGGUUAUACCCACCAUCUAUGCAAUCCCUUUUCUUUGGGCACAUCUACUUAUUGUUUAACGUAUGAGUUCUAUCCCAUGCCAUCUCAGUACAGAUAGGCUCAGGUCAUUUAUUCAAUAUUAAUAUCACCAUAAACUCAAGAUGAGCAGACGAUCCUGAAGAAGCUUCAACCGUGGGUCGACACCUAAGCUCCCGAAUGUGAGGGCUGCAGGGUAGGAGUACUUCUGAUUCUGUUUGGCUGAAUGAAUGUUAUCUUAAAUUCUUACCUUUGGGGCUCCUCGGCUUUCCAUCGAUGGCAGGUGGUCAGGCAUUAUUAUGGCCAUCAAAACACCUACUUGUUUAUAUUUUGUCCAACAAGUAUCUUUAUUCGCUUAAAAUGGAGUUUCAAAGGGUUGUCAGGAUCAACAAACGUUACUUCUCAUGGAGCAGAGGCAGGCUUGAUUCUGGAGUGGUGAAUCCACUCUCAUCAACUUUUACGCUGUACUACUUGGCAUGUGAUCUCUCCUUUUUGGUGGAUGUGACGGACCGCUGGCACUCCGACCGAGUACCUCUGCCAAUCGAUGCUCUUUCCACCAUUAGCACUGCAUACCCCACUUCCAGCGAUGCAGCUGCACCGGGGUCUCGCCGUCCUCCACCCACCCUGGACCCAGCUAUCAGUGGGUAGACCUCUCCUUUUCGAGAGAGCGUAGCAGGAAUUUUAUGUUAUUAUAGGGAUAUCCCAGGCUCCCACACAUGUUAGAUGCACUAAGUGGGUUUAUGUUAUUAAAGGGAAAUUCAGCAGUUAUCUAACAUUUCAUUAAAUUACCUACACUAAGCCUGACGAUGCCCACCCAUCCUGUAUUUUAUUUAUCUACAAAAACAUGGCACCAAGCCUUCAGCGAUGGCUCCAUCAUUUACUGUCAUACACCCCAUCCAUAUUCUUUCAUUAUUGUACUCUCAUAUGGUGUACAGUAAAAAUAUAUCGCCCGGCUAUUGGAUAUUACAUAUUGAUAUGAUGCACCAUGGGGUAAAAUUUCCUUUUGUAGUUUGUAGAUAUGCUGUAAAACAAAUUACUUUUUUUUUUUUCUUUUUUAUGUACUAAAAGCUAGGCAGCGUGCAUUAGAACAUUAAAGAGAAAUGGACACUCUUUUAGAAGUGACCGUUCUUCCGUUCUCUCACCAGUGCUGUGUUUACAGUAGUGGUUAAUGCAGAGGAGGUAAGCAGAAACACACUAACCUGUACUGACUUUAGGCUAAAGGGACACUAUGGGCACCCAGACCACUUCAUCUCAUUGAACUGUUCUAGGUUGGGUGUCCCUGUGCCCAUUUGUCCUGCAACGUGAAACAUGUAUUAGAGUAUCUGCAUUGUUUACGUUGCAGUUCUAAGACUGCCUCUAGUGGCUGUCUGGUGAAACAAUGCUGAACGUCCUAACGCUCUGCAUGAGUAAGUCCAGCAUCUUUAAAAUCUCCAUAGGAAAGCAUUGAUUCAAUGCUUUUCUAUGGGAAAGACCUAAUGCACUCUGGACACUUGCUGCUCUUACACUUUAGGUUCCCCCAAUCGAAUGACGUCAGAGGAGGCUGAGUACUGACCCAGCGCCGAGGGACCUCUGUGCUGGAAUUAGGUAAGUGAACAAAAGGUUAUCUAACCCUUUACAAUGAUGGUAGGGGGCUGCAGGGGCCGAGGAACAUCUUUAUCUUUGUAUUCCUAACCCUAAAGUUUUAUUUUCUACACUGAAAAACUGUGUGCGCUCAGCAUUUUCAAUGCCUAUAUGUGCGCAUUUGUUACUGCAGGGUUUUCGUAUGUCUUGUUUGUUUCACUUUCACCUCUCAAAAACAUAGUUGUCAAACAGAGAUACGGAAAUCUAAUAUUAAAAAUGAUUUAAAGCAAGGAAUACAUAGCUGCAUCACAUACCACAGGAAUUCUGAUUACAGUUUGAUUUGCAGGCAAAUAUAAACAUUUACAUUUUGUUAAUUUACACAAUUUUAUUUUUCAUUUAUUAAUUUAGCCUGUAUAAACAUUUGUGAAAUUAAAAUCUUUUAGACAGUAUAGAGUGUCCUUUAUCUUGCAGUAUUUUACACAGAGUUUGAAAUGUUAGUAUAGGGCCAAAAUUAAAUUUUUCUCACAUAGGGUCGAUGUGACAAAAAAUAGAUAAGUAUAAAGGAUCAAAUUACUUAUAGUUCUUUGUAAAAGCCCUGAGAGCAUUACUAACAGUACAGCUUACUGAAAAUGGCAACAGAAUGUAAAAAAAUGCCCACAUACUGUAGAGACAGUUAAAUAUAUUUCUAAAAUAAAGGUAAUGAAAACUGCUAUAGCAAUAUUUUUCAAUCUCUGGAAUGUUAAUUUAAUGCUGACAGUAAAAUAGUAGAGUACAUUCACUUCUUCCUCCUCCCUGACUGCAGGACUGGUAUGACCCAUUGAAGUUUCCUGUACAGUUCGGAAGCAGGGGGUGAGCUGACAUUUUCCGUGACUAGUCAAUACCUCUGAAGCAUCCUAUUUAGGACAUACAGUCCCUAUUUUACGUUCAAGUCCUUAUGCCCCUCUUUUCUAGGAUCUACAUAUUGAUGGUGUGUCUGAGUAUAUAACAGCUCUACAGCAAUAAUACUCCCAGUAAUGUGUCUUUAAACUACAAUAAAUGCAUUUAGAAAUCAGUCCAUGUAAAUAGGAUACAUUGUUCUUGUUCUAAAUAACAUUUUACUUGUAUGAAUUGUUAUUAGUUAGUGACUUCAAAUUUCUCAGAACAGCCCUGCCCACACACCCCACUCAUUCUCAGAACAGCCCCUCUCCCCCUCUGUUCACACCUACUCACACACAGAACAAUCCCACCCCUGGCCACACCCCCACUCAUUCUCAGAACAGCCCUGCCCCUGGCCACACACCCCACUCAUUCUCAGAACAGCCCCUCUCCCCCUCUGUUCACACCUACUCACACACAGAACAAUCCCACCCCUGGCCACACCCCCACUCAUUCUCAGAACAGCCCUGCCCCUGGCCACACACCCCACUCAUUCUCAGAACAGCCCCUCUCCCCCUCUGUUCACACCUACUCACACACAGAACAACCCCACCCCUGGCCACACCCCCACUUAUUCUCAGAUCAGCCCUGCCCAUGGCCACACCACCACUCACACCCCUAAAAUUAAAGUGUCCCUCUCUCCAUGUAAAAUAUUGGGGUGGGAGGUAUGCUAUUGGCUUCUGGCAGAGAAUUCUGUUUUUCAAUUUAGGUAUCCAAGGGCUAAAUACUUUGAUGCUAUUUUAUAUAUUUCUUCUUCCCAAGCAUCUGCUUCAUUAGAUAAAGCAUGUAUGACCCACAAAUAGAAUUAUACUUUUUUAACGACCUCCCAUGAGCAUCAGCCCAGAAAUAAGAAACUCUGCUACUUUUUAUUUUUUUUUUGGAUGCAAAUGUUUAUUGUGAAUAUGUUACAAAUCAUGUUUCUUUUUCCUGAAAUAAGAUUAUCUGUCUGCUGGGUUCCCAGAUUAUGUGUUAAAAUCCCCAUUUUCCCAGAGAAUAUUUAGAUAGAUCCAUUCAUGCUGCACAAGGGGACUGUUCACAUGAGCAGGCAGUGUGUGCUUCUACGAGGUGUGUGAAGUCCUCGGCCUUCUCCAGUUUCAUUGGUCCCUCGGCCAGGUCCAGCGUGGCGUCUGCAGAGGAAGAGUGAGAACAGUGAGAAAGUCGUGGUCAAUAAAAGAUGGUCCGUGGAAUAAUACCUAUCUGUGUCACCCCUGAACGAAUACAAUGGGCCAACAUUUUGCAAACGUAGGACUGUAGGCCCGCAAUAAGGAUUUACUAUGAACCAAGCACUGAGCUCGAGGUACUCACCUGCUGGCAAGCAAUGGAAGCCUGAAGAUACUUCAAUUGUUUUAAUCGGCAUGCAGCCUUUGGCACACAGAAGAAUGGGCUGAACGGAAUAACAUUUUGGCUUCUCUUCCUCGCUCUCAAGAUCCAUUUUCACAAUUGAACGUUGCAAAUGGCACCCUGUAAUAACGAAUGUAUCACUGCAUUGCACAGUGCCAUAGAAUACGCUAAUGCACACACAGUCUCUCUCUCUGCAUUAUAAAAGAAAUCUAUGCAAUGGAUACCUUCAGAGCACGACUCUGCCGGGAGAAUCCAGGAAUGAAUUAAGCUGAUCUGAUCUUUUGCAAUCGAUCCAUCUGGCAUCUUGAAUUGCUGUUCUGUCUCAUCGUCAUUCUGGCCACAAAUACCACACAUCUUGGCCUUCAUCCACAGGGUCGGCCUCACCUGUAAUCAUAAUGAUAGCAUGUAUAGUUGCUGUCUUCAUUGACCGCCAAGUCGUAUUGUCUCAUAUGAGACUCUCUCAAACCUGGGCUGCAAGAUUGUGUGGUUAUGAUAAUCUUAUCACAUUAUCUAGGCUGGAUGGGGACAUUUAGCUUUUGCUAUUUUCCAAGUACAUCCUAAUCUUAGUAUUUACAAUGUGUAACCUAUUAGAAGACAGAGAUAUAAAAAAAAUCCAAAUCAUAUUCAACAACAAAAAAAAUGUUUAAAGGAAGCUCUGAUUUCAAAAUGUAUAAUAUAUAUAUUUGUCUCUUUUUUUAUUUUUUUUUUAUUUUAAGUGUUCCAUGACUUUAAAAAUAUCCGUAAAAUGUAGUAGUAACCCAGGGCCGAGACACUCUCCUGGCUGCCACUCUACGUGAAGUCAUAUCCUAUUACAUGCUUGUCAUAGAAAUACAGUUUGUGUGUGCCGGCACACGGCCAUAGAAUAGAUUGACAUAUUUAAUGUGUUUUAAGGUGAGAAUUUAAAUUUAAGGCCAGAGUAGCUGACUAAGAGAAUGUUUCCAGUUUGGCUAUUGUGACUUUAAAUUGGAAACUCACUUUGAAUUCACCUUUAAUUCUCACUAUAGUUAACAAACCUGUUUGUCUAAAACCCAGGUGGCCACAAGAUCCACGAUAAUUACUUUAGUUAAAGGGACACUAUAGUCACCAGAACAACUACUGCUUAUUGUACGGCAAACAGCUUAUUGUACAGUAUACAGCGUAAUGUACUGUAUACAGCUUAAUGCACGGUAUACAGUUUAGUGUACGGUAUACAGCGUAAUGUACAGUAUACAGCUUAUUGUAUAGUGUACAGCGUAAUGUACAGUAUACAGCUUAUUGUACAGUAUACAGCGUAAUGUGUAGUAUACAGCUUAUUGUAAGGUAUACAGCUUAAUGUACGGUAUACAGUUUAAUGUACAGUAUACAGCUUAAUGUACAGUAUACAGCUUAUUUUACGGUAUACAGCUUAUUGUAUUUUCUCUGGUGAGUAUAAUCAUUCCCUUAUGGCUUUUUGCUAUAAACACUGUUAGUUUCAGAGUGCAUUUACAUUACAGCCUAGGGAUACCUCCACUGGCCACACCUUAGAUGGCUGCUAGAGGUGCUUCCUGGGGCAGUGCUGCACAGUGUGACUGACAUUCAGUGUCUCUGCCCUCUGCAUGCAGACACUGAACAUUCCCCAUAGAGAUGCAUUGAUUUGAUUUAUCUCUAUGAGAAGAUGCUGAUUGACCAGGGUUGUUUUUGGGUUGUGCUGGCUCUACCCUUGAUCUGCCUCCUUUACAGUCUCAGCCAUUCCAUUGUAAUUGGCUGAGAUCAACACUUCCAUUUGUGUCAGCCAAGGAGGCGGAUCAGGGGCAGAACCAGCAGCAGUAGACCAGAAUAAAUGUAAGAUUUUACUAUAUUUAGGGAGAAGGGGGGGGCAGGGAAGCUAGAUGGUAUUUUUAACACUAGAGGGUCAGGAAUACAUGAUUGUUUUCCUGACCCUAUAGUGUUCCUUUAACAACAGCAAGGCUGCAGCAUCUGUGCCUCCCAAUGAUUUAUUUACAGAGGUUUCAAAAAGGUCUAAUUAAACAGUGGGUAACUGCUUGCAUUUUCUAAUCUCAGUGAUCAAACUGUGGAAAUGCUGUCUUUGUUUUAGGAUGUAACAAUACCUGCAGAAUCUUCAGUAAAGCCUGCUUCGGGCUUCAUAAAUAUUUUCUAAUUAUUAAAAGGAAUACCUUGAAUGUUACUCCAUCAAAAGCAAUUUCUUCAACACCGUAAUCCGGUGCUAACAGAGAUAUUCCAUUUUCCUUUUUGUGAAUCUCGACAGUUGGUUCUACGAAAGAAAAUAUGAUUACUUUUAUGCAGCAGUGUAUAGAAAUUUUAAGUAAAGUCACUGUAUAAUUCUCACUGUUUGAAUGAAUGUUAUCUUAAAUUCUUACCUCCAUGUGAUUUAUACGGGAGAUGCUCCUCUAAUAAAUCUAAUCCAUUAAUUGUCAUUUUCAUAGAACCAGACAAGUUGAGCAUGUUGAUUUCGCUGAGCGUGAGGAAACAGAAUAUUAGCCAGAAUCUUUCACAGUCAAUAUAUGUCUGAAACAUUGUAUCUCGCUCAUCAUUCCAAAGCAGUUAUUAUGAAAUAGUUAUAUAAUGACAUAAAAUUAAUAAAAUAGCAAUAAUCAAGCAAUAAAUUACUUACUAAGUGCCGAUUUUGACAUUAAUAACCUUUUGGUCUGGGGAGCCUUGGACUUUUUUCAUCAAGACCAUAAAUUUGAAUUCAUCGCUACAGUCUUGGGCCAGGACAUGUAAGCAGUUGUCAGGUAAAGCAAGUGCUAAAUUGACCCCGUUGAAAGUGGUAAUUUCAUUAUGGGAUACUUUGCAUUCACCUGUAUUAUAGAAACAGGUAUUAGUUGUGUGAAAUUGCUGUUUUACAAUAAGUCAUGGCUUUAAAUUCCAUUCAAAAUGUAAUUCCACCUUGUAGGCCUUCAAUGAACCUCUGGGGGAUUUCGGAGAUCAUGCCCAAUGUAGGAGCAAGCAUGGUGGCUUCUUUAAAAGGAAAACGAGCUGGGAUGGGCAGAGGUAGCUUCAAGGCUCUGGAAUACAGUGUUGCCUACAGUCGGAAAAGGGAGUUAAUCAAUCAGUCAUAAUGUGUGAAAAGAAUAUAAGCAAGACAUUAAUUAAAUUUGAUGAUUUGUAUUACUAUUUAUAUAUAGAAAACUGAUUCCAUAGCACUGUCCAAUAGGCCAGUAGGUGGUGAGGGCCUUGCUCUAACAAGCUUAUAUUUUAUUGAUUUCACAAUCUCCUUAUACAUACAAGAAUAUUGUUACCUUGGGCACUUUGAGUACGAUAUCAAAAGUUCGUGGAGAGCUUAGGGCGACAAUGACUUUGGCCUGAUGAGAUGGGUUUUUCCGGUUGUCCUGGGAGAAUCCCAAUAUGUAUGCAACACCGGGAAGAUAUUCAGACAGACUGUAAAGGAGUGACAGAGCCUGUAUGUGACCGUUCAAUACAAAUACAUUUCCUCUAUGAUCUAGGCACUAAGUAAAUGGUAAUUAUGACCUAUAUCUAGAAAUAAAGACAUUUUUAUGCCUCGAAUCUUCUCAUACUUACUAUUUGCUGACUGACUUCAUUUUGGGAGGGAUUUUAGGCCAGUUCACAGUUACUUUCAGUGCUGGCUGGUGACCAAAGUGGCCAGUUUGGGCUUCGGUAAUGAUCUUGUAAUCUUGGCAGUUCUGACCCCACUUUAGCGUUGCCUAAAAUAACCCAAAUAUCAAAAUGUUAACUUGUAUGCAAUACACUGUAACAGUACCUGUGUCAUUCUGUUUAGCUAUGCCUACUCUAUGUGCUUCGACCAUUAAUCAGAUGCUACCAUACUGCAACAUGAGCAUCGGAAUUCUGGUAUAGGGAUUACAUUGUCUACUGGCCCCUCUUGAUUCGAACUGACCUUGGCUUUCUGACCACUUUUGUCAUUUCACCUGUUAGCACAACGUUAGGACUCAUGACAGUGAAGGCACAUGAUAUGCAUCAAAUAGCUAAAAUGACAAUGAAGGGGGAAGUUAUCAUCAUGGGUGACUUUAAUCUUCCUGAUGUAAAUUGGAAAACAAAAUUAGCUACUUGUGCCAGGAGCACACAUAUUCUAAACUCCCUACUGGGAUUGUCUCUAAAACAAGUUGUUGAGGAGCCAACUUGUAAAGAGGCCAUACUAGAUUUAGUGUUAACAAAUGGAGAUUUGGUAUCAGAUAUUACUGUAGGUGAAAGUUUAGGAUCCAGUGAUCAUCAGUCAGUGUGGUUUAAUAUAAGAACAGUGACUGAGUCACACCACACAAAAACAAAAGUUUUAGACUUUAGAGAAACAGACUUUUCUCAAAUUAGAAUAUGGGUAGAGGAGUCAUUAUCAGACUGGAGCAAUUUAAAUGGAGUCCAAGAGAAAUGGGAUUAUUUAAAAGUUGCACUAUUGAAGGCAACAGAAAACUGCAUUAGGCUUGUCAGUAAAAGCAAAAAAUUCAAGAAACCACUGUGGUACUCCGCAGAUGUGGCCAAAAUAGUUAAAAACAAAAAGUUAGCAUUUAGGAAUUAUAAAAAAACCCAGAGUGAGGAAGACAAAAUGAUCUAUAAGAUUAGGCAGAAAGAGGCUAAGCAAGUUAUAAGAGCUUCCAAAUCACACACAGAAGAGAAAAUAGCACAGUCAGUAAAAAAGGGGGAUAAAACAUUUUUUAGAUAUAUAAAUGAGAAAAGAAAAGUAAAACAAGGAUUAGUUAGAUUAAAAACAAAAGAAGGAAGGUAUGUAGAAGAGGAUAAAGGUCUAGCUGACUGCCUCAAUUAAUAUUUUUGUUCUGUAUUUACAGAUGAAAAUGAAGGAAAGGGACCUCAGUUGAGAAAAAGGAUAACUGAGUCAUUUAUUACACGUGAGUUUAUAGAGGAGGAGGUUCUAUUUCAACUGUCAAAAGUAAAGACAAAUAAGUCAAUGGGACCUGAUGGAAUACACCCAAAGCUAUUAAAAGAGCUUAGUGGUGUACUAGCAAAACCAUUAACAGAUUUAUUUAACCAAUCAUUGUUAACAGGAGUAGUCCCAGAAGAUUGGAAGUUAGCGAAUGUUGUGCCCAUUUACAAGAAAGGUAAUAGGGAGGAGUCGGGCAACUAUAGGCCAGUAAGCCUUACUUCAGUAGUGGGGAAAGUGAUGGAAACCAUGUUAAAGGAUAGGAUUGAUGAACAUCUAAAAACACAUGGAUUUCAAGAUCAGAGACAACAUGGGUUUACUUCAGGGAGAUCAUGCCAAACUAAUCUUAUUGAUUUUUUUGAUUGGGUAACUAAAAUUAUAGAUCAGGGUGGUGCAGUAGACAUUGCUUACCUAGAUUUCAGUAAGGCUUUUGACACUGUUGCACAUAGAAGGCUUAUCAAUAAACUGCAAUCUUUAAGUUUGGAUUCAAAUAUUGUUGAAUGGGUAAGGCAGUGGCUGAGUGACAGGCAACAGAGGGUUGUAGUUAAUGGAAUAUAUUUGAAGCUUGGACUUGUCACCAGUGGGGUACCUCAGGGAUCUGUACUUGGACCCAUUCUCUUUAAUAUUUUUAUUAGUGAUAUUGCAGAAGGUCUUGAUGGUAAGGUAUGUCUUUUUGCUGAUGAUACUAAGAUAUGUAACAGGGUUGAUGUUCCAGGAGGGAUAAGCCAAAUGGCAAAUGAUUUAGGUAAACUAGAAAAAUGGUCAGAAUUGUGGCAACUGACAUUUAAUGUGGAUAAGUGCAAGAUAAUGCAUCUUGGACGUAAAAACCCAAGGGCAGAGUACAGAAUAUUUGAUAGAGUCCUAACCUCAACAUCUGAGGAAAGGGAUUUAGGGGUGAUUAUUUCUGAUGACUUAAAGGUAGGCAGACAAUGUAAUAGAGCAGCAGGAAAUGCUAGCAGAAUGCUUGGUUGUAUAGGGAGAGGUAUUAGCAGUAGAAAGAGGGAAGUGCUCAUGCCAUUGUACAGAACACUGGUGAGACCUCACUUGGAGUAUUGUACACAGUACUGGAGACCGUAUCUUCAGAAGGAUAUUGAUACCUUAGAGAGGGUUCAUAGAAGGGCUACUAAACUGGUUCAUGGAUUGCGGGAUAAAACUUACCAGGAAAGGUUAAGGAUCUUAACAUGUAUAGCUUGGAGGAAAGACGAGACGGGGGGAUAUGAUAGAAACAUUUAAAUAUAUAAAGGGAAUCAACACAGUAAAGGAGGAGACUAUAUUUAAAAGAAGAAAAACUACCACAACAAGAGGACAUAGUCUUAAAUUAGAGGGACAAAGGUUUAAAAAUAAUAUCAGGAAGUAUUACUUUACUGAGAGGGUAGUGGAUGCAUGGAAUAGCCUUCCAGCUGAAGUGGUAGAAGUUAACACAGUAAAGGAGUUUAAGCAUGCGUGGGAUAGGCAUAAGGCUAUCCUAACUAUAAGAUAAGACUAGGGACUAAUGAAAGUAUUUAGAAAAUUGGGCAGACUAGACGGGCCGAAUUGUUCUUAUCGGCCGUCACAUUCUAUGUUUCUAUGUUUCUAUCUAUCCUACUAUUCUGCUAUACAGGAUAGCCAUGGAUUCAAAUUUUGCAUGCUGGCUUGCCUUCACAACCAGACAAUUGCAAUAAAUUAAUUCCACAAGUGAUACAUAUAUAUAUAAAUAUACCCGUGCUUCGUGUGGAUUCAGGACAGCAGCAUUCAAACAUGCUCUCCAUUUGCUGGUCUUUGAGAUGUCCACCACAUAGAUCUGGACCCGAGGUUUAUUCACUUGGUAAUCUCCAUAGACAAUCACUUGGAAUCCCUGGGACUUCUUGUCAUUGCGAACGGCCUUGGCAGUGACAACCAGCAACGGAUUACUGUUGUCACCAAUAAAUUUAGCCUAAAUAAAUUAAAUCAAAGCCAGCAAUUAGUAUGCUUUUAAUAAUAAUAUUAGUGGGCUACAAAAAAAACACAAGGAACCUUAUCCUCACCGAGCGUCUAGAAGUAGAACGACGACUGGAAGAGGAAGAAGAUACUGCGCGUGGUCUGCUGGCAGUCUGCUGCUAAAACCAGUAAUACAUGUAACAAAAUUAUUAAUGCGAUAAAUAUAGUGUAUCAUAUGUCAUACUGGGAUUUCAGCUGUUUGAGGUCACCAUUACAGCAUUGUGGGUCGUAUCUUUACAUUCUGAUCAUUUAGUCGAGUUACUUUAAUAUCUCCAGUUGCAUCAAUAAAUUAUUAAAGGAAAUUGAAUCUUACACAAAGAACUUUCCAUGUAAAUAAAGUAUCAACGCUGGAUGGUUUUUAACUACAGUUUACUAUAAUUUAAGGUUUUUUUGGUUUUUUUUACAGCAAUAAUUAUGUCCGAUAAUUAUGGAAAAUGUGUCAAAUGAUUCAGCCCCCAUAAGGCUAUGGCUUCCUAUGAAUAGUGUUGAGAGCUAGUAACAGACUAAAUGGAUCGCUAUGGUUUCAAGCCUUUUUCAUUUUUUUAUGUGAGAUUAUGUGAAAAGGGUUAGUUUGAACCAAGUACUUUAUAUAGAUAAUUUAUACGACAAUGUAUAUUGAUGUUUGCAGUACUGCUUUGCUUGUUUUGUUGCUAAGUAAUUACAAACGUUAUUAAAACAGACCAAAACAUGGCCUUGACUGUUUGUAUGACCCAAUGGAUUUAUUGGGCUGACCACUGGAAGAGCAGGAGCAGCACCUUUUCAGAAAGCAGCAACAUCUGUAACCAGAUUAAUUAAUUUUCUGCCCUUUUUAUGGGUCUUGUCCUAAAAGGAGCAAAAUUGUUAACUUACCCAGACUCUAUUUCCUCGGCGGAAUUUAAGGUCAUAAAAUUCUCUAUAGUGCUGCAACAAGAAGAGGCAAUACAGAAAAAUAUGUUAACUACAACCACUUCAUUUUAUAAUUAUCUACAUGUGCGAGCACAGAAUGCAUCAUUCACACUGUGCGAGCACAGAAUGCAUCAUUCACACUCUAUGAGCACGGAAUGCAUCAUUCACACUCUAUGAGCACGGAAUGCAUCAUUCACACUCUAUGAGCACGGAAUGCAUCAUUCACACUCUAUGAGCACAGAAUGCAUCAUUCACAGUGUGCGAGCACGGAAUGCAUCAUUCACAGUGUGCAAGCACGGAAUGCAUCAUUCACACUCUAUGAGCACGGAAUGCAUCAUUCACCCUCUAUGAGCACGGAAUGCAUCAUUCACAGUGUGGAGGCACGGAAUCAAUCAUUCACAGUGUGCGAGCACGGAAUGCAUCAUUCACAGUGUGCAGGCAUGGAAUGCAUCAUUCACACUCUAUGAGCACGGAAUGCAUCAUUCACAGUGUGCAGGCACGGAAUGCAUCAUUCACAGUGUGUAGGCACGGAAUGCAUCAUUCACAGUGUGUAGGCACGGAAUGCAUCAUUCACAGUGUGCGAGCAAGGAAUGCAUCAUUCACAUUCUAUGAGCAUGGAAUGCAUCAUUCACACUGUAUGUGCACAGAAUGCAUCAUUCACAGUGUGCGAGCACGGAAUCCAUCAUUCACAGUGUGCGAGCACAGAAUGCAUCAUUCACAGUGUGCGAGCACGGAAUGCAUCAUUCACAGUGUGCGAGCACAGAAUGCAUCAUUCACAGUGUGCGAGCACGGAAUGCAUCAUUCACACUCUAUGAGCACGGAAUGCAUCAUUCACACUCUGUGAGCAUGGAAUGCAUCAUUCACACUGUAUGCGCACAGAAUGCAUCAUUCACAGUGUGGAGGCACGGAAUCCAUCAUUCACAGUGUGCGAGCACGGAAUGCAUCAUUCACAGUGUGGAGGCACGGAAUCCAUCAGGCACGGAAUGCAUCAUUCACAGUGUGUGAGCACGGAAUGCAUCAUUCACAGUGUGCAGGCACGGAAUGCAUCAUUCACAGUGUGCAGGCACGGAAUGCAUCAUUCACAUGGUAUGAGCACAGAAUGCAUCAUUCACACUGUAUGAGCACAGAAUGCAUCAUUCACAGUGUGCAGGCACGGAAUGCAUCAUUCACAGUGUGCAGGCACGGAAUGCAUCAUUCACAGUGUGCAGGCACGGAAUGCAUCAUUCACAGUGUGCGAGCACGGAAUGCAUCAUUCACAGUGUGCAGGCAUGGAAUGCAUCAUUCACAGUGUGCAGGCAUGGAAUGCAUCAUUCGCAGUGUGCGAGCACGGAAUGCAUCAUUCACAAUGUAUUAUUAUUAUUGCCAUUUAUAUAGCGCCAACAGAUUCUAUAGCGCUUUACAAUAUUAUGAGAGGGGGAAUUUAACUAUAAAUGGGACAAUUACAAGAAAACUUACAGGAAAAAUGGGUUGAAGAGGACCCUGCUCGAACAAGCUUACAGUCUAUAGGAGGUGGGGUAUAAUACACAUUAGUACAGGAUAUAGAAAUCAAAAUAGGUGGGAAUGAAGCAGAGCUGGAGGAGAGAGUAGAGUGCUGCUCUUUAGGAGAGCACAAGAGACAGGUAUGUAAGGUAGAGGUUAGUCUGGGAGGCCAUAAGCUUUCCUAAAGAGAUGGGUUUUAAGGCACUUCUUAAACGAUUGAAGACUAGGGGAGAGUCUGAUGGGGUAGGCAGGCUAUUCCAUAGGAAAGGAGCCACCCGCGAGAGGUCCUGCAAACGCGAGUUGGCUGUACGGGUGUGAGCAGCGGUCAGGAGGUGGUCACGGGCAGAGCAGAGAGACAGAGGAGGGGCAUACCUAUGGAUCAUUGAAGAGAUAUCAGAGGGGCUAGAAUUGUUCAGUGCUUUAUAGGUAUGGGUUAGCACUUUGAAUUGACUCCUAUAGCAUACAGGGAGCCAAUGUAAGGACUGGCAGUAUGUAUGAAUUCAUUGUAGGGGAACACUAUAUAUGAUGCAGGAUUGUCCUUUGUAAAGAUCACAUGGACUUCUUAUUUAGGGCAAAGUUCUAAUUACCUUGGAUCCUUGUCUGCUGCUGCUGCUGCUGCUACUGCUGCUACUGCCGCUGCUGCUACUACUCCUGCUGCUGCUGCUGCUGCUACUACUACUACUGCUCCUUCUGCUGCCACUACUACUGCUGCUGCUGCUACUGCUGCUACUACUGCUUAUUCUGCCAGGACGUCUUUUGGAAUGGUCUUGGUGAUGAGGUAUGUUUCUUCGGGAAUCAUCUUGAUGUGUGACCACUCCAUCAAUUCCCUUGCUGCUACCUUCAUUUCUCCUGUUUUUAUUUCUGGCCUCUUUUCCAAGUCUGCUGAUCCUGCUACUACUGCUGCUGCUGCUGCUGCUGCUACUGCUCCUGCUGCUGCUGCUGCUGCUGCUGCUGCUGCUACUACUACUACUGCUGCUGCUGCUGCUACUUCUUCCACUUCUGCUUCCACUGCUGCUACUGCUGCUGCUCUGCCUUUUUUUGGGACUUUGAUGUGUUUUUCUUUGGUCUCGCUCUUGUUGGCGGCUGCUGCUGCUGCUGCUGCUUGACUUUUCAUUUGGACGUUUGUUUUGAUGCUGUUUGUUUUUGGAUCUCUCAGAAACGGAAGAUGAUGAGCUUGAUGAUGAAGAAGAUCUUGAGGAACUUGAUGAUGAUGAUGAUG